AUGGUGUAUCUGGUGGAGGCUGGUGUAUCUGGUAGAGGCUGGUGUAUCUGGUAGAGGAUAGUAGAGGCUGGUGUAUCUGGUAGAGGAUAGUAGAGGCUGGUGUAUCUAGUAGAGGCUGGUGUAUCUGGUAGAGGCUGGUGUAUCUGGUAGAGGCUGGUGUAUCUAGUAGAGGCUGGUGUAUCUGGUAGAGGCUGGUGUAUCUGGUAGAGGUUGGUGUAUCUAGUAGAGAAUAGAGGCUGGUGUAUCUGGUAGAGACUGGUGUAUCUGGUAGAGGAUAGAGGCUGGUGAAUCUGGUAGAAGAUAGUAGAGGCUGGUGUAUCUGGUAGAGGCUGGAUUAUCUGGUAGAGGCUGGUAUAUCUAGUAGAGAAUAGAGGCUGGUGUAUCUGGUAGAGGCUGGUAUAUCUAGUAGAGAAUAGAGGCUGGUGUAUCUAAUAGAGGCUGGUGUAUCUGGUAGAGGCUGGUGUAUCUGGUAGAGGCUGGUAUAUCUAGUAGAAAAUAGAGGCUGGUGUAUCUGGUAGAGGCUGGUGUAUCUGGUAGAGGCUGGUGUAUCUGGUAGAGGCUGGUGUAUCUGGUAGAGGAUAGAGGCUGGUGUAUCUGGUAGAGGAUAGAGGCUGGUGUAUCUGGUAGAGAAUAGAGGCUGGUGUAUCUGGUAGAGGAUAUUAGAGGAUGGUGUAUCUGGUAGAGGCUGGCGUAUCUGGUAGAGGAUAGUAGAGGCUGGUGUAUCUGGUAGAGGAUAGUAGAGGCUGGUGUAUCUGGUAGAGAAUAGAGGCUGGUGUAUCUGGUAGAGGCUGGUGUAUCUGGUAGAGGAUAGUAGAGGCUGGUGUAUCUGGUAGAGGCUGGUGUAUCUGGUAGAGGAUAGUAGAGGCUGGUGUAUCUGGUAGAGGCUGGUGUAUCUGGUAGAGAAUAGUAGAUACUGGUGUAUCUGGUAGAGGAUAGUAGAGGCUGGUGUAUCUGGUAGAGGAUAGUAGAGGCUGGUGUAUCUGGUAGAGGAUAGUAGAGGCUGGUGUAUCUGGUAGAGGGUAGUAGAGGCUGGUGUAUCUGGUAGAGGAUAGUAGAGGCUGGUGUAUUUGGUAGAGGCUGGUGUUUCUGGUAGAGGAUAGUAGAGGUUGGUGUAUCUGGUAGAGGAUAGUAGAGGCUGGUGUAUCUGGUAGAGGCUGGUGAAUCUGGUAGAGGAUAGUAGAGGCUGGUGUAUCUGGUAGAGGAUAGUAGAGGCUGGUGUAUCUGGUAGAGGAUAGUAGAGGCUGGUGUAUCUGGUAGAGGAUAGUAGAGCCUGGUGUAUCUGGUAGAGGCUGGUGUAUCUAGUAGAGGCUGGUGUAUCUGGUAGAGGAUAGUAGAGGCUGGUGUAUCUGGUAGAGGAUAGUAGAGACUGGUGUAUCUGGUAGAGCCUGGUGUAUCUGGUAGAGGCUGGUGUAUCUGGUAGAGGAUAGUAGAGGCUGGUGUAUCUGGUAGAGGCUGGUGUAUCUGGUAGAGGCUGGUGUAUCUGGUAGAGGCUGGUGUAUCUGGUAGAGGAUAGUAGAGGCUGGUGUAUCUAGUAGAGGAUAGUAGAGGAUGGUGUAUCUGGUAGAGGAUAGUAGAGGCUGGUGUAUCUGGUAGAUGAUAGUAGAGGAUGGUGUAUCUGGUAGAGGAUAGUAGAGCCUGGUGUAUCUAGUAGAGGAUAGUGUAUCUGGUAGAGGCUGGUGUAUCUAGUAGAGGAUAGUAGAGGCUGGUGUAUCUGGUAGAUGAUAGUAGAGGCUGGUGUAUCUGGUAGAGGAUAGUAGAGGCUGGUGUAUCUGGUAGAGGAUAGUAGAGGCUGGUGUAUCUGGUAGAGGAUAGUAGAGGCUGGUGUAUCUAGUAGAGGAUAGUAGAGGAUGGUGUAUCUGGUAGAGGCUGGUGUAUCUGGUAGAGGCUGGUGUAUCUGGUAGAGGAUAGUAGAGGCUGGUGUAUCUGGUAGAGGCUGGUGUAUCUGGUAGAGGAUAGUAGAGGCUGGUGUAUCUAGUAGAGGCUGGUGUACCUGGUAGAGGAUAGUAGAUGCUGGUGUAUCUGGUAGAGGAUAGUAGAGGCUGGUGUAUCUAGUAGAGGCUGGUGUACCUGGUAGAGGAUAGUAGAGGCUGGUGUAUCUGGUAGAGGCUGGUGUAUCUAGUAGAGGCUGGUGUAUCUAGUAGAGGCUGGUGUAUCUAGUAGAGGCUGGUGUAUCUGGUAGAGGAUAGUGUAUCUGGUAGAGGCUGGUGUAUCUAGUAGAGGAUAGUGUAUCUGGUAGAGGCUGGUGUAUCUAGUAGAGGAUAGUGUAUCUGGUAGAGGCUGGUGUAUCUAGUAGAGGAUAGUGUAUCUGGUAGAGGCUGGUGUAUCUGGUAGAGGCUGGUGUAUCUGGUAGAGGCUGGUGUAUCUGGUAGAGGCUGGUGUAUCUGGUAGAGGAUAGUGUAUCUUGUAGAGGCUGGUGUAUCUAGUAGAGGCUGGUGUAUCUGGUAGAGGCUGGUGUAUCUAGUAGAGGCUGGUGUAUCUGGUAGAGGAUAGUAGAGGCUGGUGUAUCUGGUAGAGGCUGGUGUAUCUAGUAGAGGCUGGUGUAUCUAGUAGAGGCUGGUGUAUCUGGUAGAGGCUGGUGUAUCUGGUAGAGGCUGGUGUAUCUGGUAGAGGCUGGUGUAUCUAGUAGAGGCUGGUGUAUCUAGUAGAGGCUGGUGUAUCUAGUAGAGGCUGGUGUAUCUAGUAGAGGCUGGUGUAUCUAGUAGAGACUGGUGUAUCUAGUAGAGGCUGAUGUAUCUAGUAGAGGAUAGUGUAUCUAGUAGAGACUGGUGUAUCUAGUAGCUGGUGUAUCUAGUAGAGACUGGUGUAUCUAGUAGAGGCUGGUGUAUCUAGUAGAGGAUAGUGUAUCUAGUAGAGACUGGUGUAUCUAGUAGAGACUGGUGUAUCUAGUAGCUGGUGUAUCUAGUAGAGACUGGUGUAUCUAGUAGAGACUGGUGUAUCUAGUAGAGGCUGGUGUACCUAGUAGAGGCUGGUGUACCUGGUAGAGGAUGGAUGCUGGUGUACCGUUAGUCAUAUUUUUCAAGAUAAUGUGGGCUAUUUAUUUCAUUUCUGUUUUAAUAAAAUACACAAUUUGAGGGACAAACAUCAUUGUGUCAAUACAUAAAACUGUAAAUAAGACUUUAAUCUCAAGAGAAGACUGGUUAAAUGUUUGUUUUCUUUCUUAUAAAAUAAUCCUGAUCAUAUAGUAAAAUCAAAUCCCAUUUUAUUUGCCACAUUUUAUUUGCUGAAUACAACAGGUGUAGACCUUACAGUUAAAUGCUUACUUACAAGCCCUUAACCAACAAUGCAGUUUUAAGAAAAAAUGUGUUCAGUAAAAAAUAGAUAAGUAAAAAAAUAAAAUAAAAAAAUGGAAGAGCGGCAGUAAAAUAAAAUAACAGUAGGGAGGCUAUAUACAGGGGGUACCGGGACAGAGUCAAUGUGAAAUAACAGUAGGGAGGCUAUAUACAGGGGGGUACCGGUACAGAGUCAAUGUGAAAAUAACAGUAGGGAGGCUAUAUACAGGGGGUACCGUACAGAGUUCAAUGUGGAAAAACAGUAGAGAGGCUAUAUACAGGGGGUACCGGUACAGAGUUAAUGUGAAAUAACAGUAGGGAGGCUAUAUACAGGGGGUACCGGUUACAGAGUUCAAUGUGAAAUAACAGUAGAGAGGCUAUAUACAGGGGGGUACCGGUACAGAGUCAAUGUGAAAUAACAGUAGAAGAGGCUAUAUACAGGGGGGUACCGGUACAGAGUUAAUGUGAAAUAACAGUAGGGAGGCUAUAUACAGGGGUACCGGUACAGAGUCAAUGUGAAAUAACAGUAGGGAGGCUAUAUACAGGGGGGGGUACCGGUACAGAGUCAAUGGGAAAUAACAGUAGGGAGGCUAUAUACAGGGGGGUACCGUACAGAGUCAAUGGGAAAUAACAGUAGGGAGGCUAUAUACAGGGGGUACCGGUACAGAGUCAAUGUGAAAUAACAGUAGGGAGGCUAUAUACAGGGGGGUACCGGUACAGAGUCAAUGUGAAAUAACAGUAGGGAGGCUAUAUACAGGGGGUACCGGUACAGAGUCAAUGUGAAAUAACAGUAGGGAGGCUAUAUACAGGGGGUACCGGUACAGAGUCAAUGUGAAAUAACAGUAGGGAGGCUAUAUACAGGGGGGUACCGGUACAGAGUCAAUGUGAAAUAACAGUAGGGAGGCUAUAUACAGGGGGGUACCGGUACAGAGUCAAUGUGAAAUAACAGUAGGGAGGCUAUAUACAGGGGGUACCGGUACAUAGUCAAUGUGCGGGGGUACAGGUUAGUCAAGGUAAUUGAGGUAAUAUGUACAUGUGGGUAGAGUUAAAGUGACUAUGCAUAGAUAAUAAACAGAGUAGCAGCAGCGUGAAAGAGGGGGUGGGGUGGGGUUGGGGGGACGAUGCAAAUAGUCCGGGUAGCCAUGAUUAGCUGUUCAGGAGUCUUAUGGCUUGGGGGUAGAAGCUGUUAAGAAGCCUUUUAGACCUAGACAACCUAGCAGUUGCCAUACCAGGCGGUGAUGCAACCAGUCAGGAUGCUCUCGAUGGUGCAGCUGUAGAACCUUUUGAGGAUCUGAGGACCCAUGCCAAAUCUUUUCAGUCUCCUGAGGGGGAAUAGGCUUUGUCGUGCCUUCUUCACGACUGUCUUGGUGUGUUUGGACCAUGAUAGUUUGUUGAUGAUGUGGACACCAAGGAACUUGAAGCUCUCAACCUGUUUCACUACAGCCCCGUCGAUGAGAAUGGGGGCGUGCUCAGUCCUCUUUUUUCCCCCCUGUAGUCCACAAUCAUCUCCUUUAUCUUGAUCACGUUGAGGGAGAGGUUGUUAUCCUGGCACCACAUGGCCAGGUGUCUGACCUCCUCCCUAUAGGCUGUCUCAUCGUUGUCGGCAAACUUAAUGAUGGUGUUGGAGUCGUGCCUGGCCAUGCAGUCAUGGGUGAACAGGGUGUACAGGAGGGGUCUGAGCAUGCACUCCUGAGGGGCCCUCGUGUUGAGGAUUAGAGUGGCAGAUGUGUUGUUACCUACCCUUACCACCUGGGGUCGGCCCGUCAGGAAGUCCAGGAUCCAGUUGCAGAGGGAGGUGUUUAGUCCCAGGGUCCUUAGUUUAGUGAUGAGCUUUGAGGGCACUAUGGUGUUGAAUGCUGAGCUGUAGUCAAUGAAUAGCAUUCUCACGUAGGUGUUCCUCUUGUCCAGGUGGGAAAGGGCAGUGUGGAGUUCAAUAGAGAUUGCAUCAUCUGUGGAUCUGUUGGGGUGGUAUGCAAAUUGGAGUGUGUCUAGGGUUUCUGGGAUAAUGGUGUUGAUGUGAGCCAUGACCAGCCUUUGAAAGCACUUCAUGCCUACAGACUUGAGUGCUACAGGUCGGUAGUCAUUUAGGCAGGUUAUCUUGGGGUUAUUGAGCAUAGGGACUAUGGUGGUCUGCUUGAAACAUGUUGGUAUUACAGACUCAGACAGGGAGAGGUUAAAAAUGUCAGUGAAGACACUUGCCAGUUGGUCAGCGCAUGCUCGAAGUACACAUCCUGGUAAUCCGUCUGGCCCUGCGGCCUUGUGAAUGUUGACCUGCUUAAAAGUCUAUCUCACAUCGGAUGCAGAGAGCGUGAUCACGUAUUCAUCCGGAACAGCUGAUGCUCUCAUUCAUGCUUCAGUGUUGCUUGCCUCGAAGCUAGCAUAGAAGUAAUUUAGCUCGUCUGGUAGGCUUGUGUCACUGGGCAGCUCGUGGCUGUGCUUCCCUUCCGACGAGCGUCAGAGCCAGUGUAGUACGAUUCAGUCUUAGUCAUGUAUUGACUCUUUGCCUGUUUGAUGGUUCGUUGGAGGGCAUAGCGUGAUUUCUUAUAAGCGUCCGGGUUAGAGUCCCGCUCCUUGAAAGCAGCAGCUCUACCCUUUAGCUCAGUGCGGAUGUUGCCUGUAAUCCAUGGCUUAACUCAGUCCAUCAUUGGGUCUGUUUGGGCUGUAAGGCUAACUCAGUCCAUCAUUGGGUCUGUUUGGGCUGUAAGGCUAACUCAGUCGGUCUGUUUGAGCUGUAAGGCUAACUCAGUCGGUCUGUUUGAGCUGUAAGGCUAACUCAGUCGGUCUGUUUGAGCUGUAAGGCUAACUCAGUCGGUCUGUUUGGGCUGUAAGGCUAACUCAGUCGGUCUGUUUGGGCUGUAAGGCUAACUCAGUCCAUCAUUGGGUCUGUUGAGCUGUAAGGCUAACUCAGUCCAUCAUUGGGUCUGUUGAGCUGUAAGGCUAACUCAGUCCAUCAUUGGGUCUGUUUGGGGUGUAAGGCUAACUCAGUCGGUCUGUUUGGGCUGUAAGGCUAACUCAGUCGGUCUGUUUGGGCUGUAAGGCUAACUCAGUCGACUGUAGACUAAAGUCAGGGGAGGUGCAUCUGCAACAGCCGAGAGUCGGACACUGUUGUGGUUGACCUACAUCAGUAGUACAUAGAGCCAUGACUACAUGGAACUCUAUUCCACAUCAAGUUAACUGAUGCAAGCAGUAAAAUUAGAUUUAAAAAAACAGAUAAAAAUACACCUUAUGGAACAGCGGGGACUGUGAAGCAACACAAACAUGGUAACAUACGCACUAUACACACACGUACACAUGGAUUUUGUGUUGUAGAUAUGUGGUAGUGGAGUAGAGGCCUGAGGGCACACAGUGUGUUGUGAAAUCUGUGAAUGUAUUGUAAUGUUUUAAAAAUUGUAUAACUGCCUUAAUGUUGCUGGACCCCAGGAAGAGUAGCUGCUGCCUUGGCAGGAACUAAUGGGGAUCCAUAAUAAACCCCAGGAAGAGUAGCUGCUGCCUUGGCAGGAACUAAUGGGGAUCCAUAAUAAACCCCAGGAAGAGUAGCUGCUGCCUUGGCAGGAACUAAUGGGGAUCCAUAAUAAAUACAAAUGCAAAUGCUCCGUGCAACAUGGCAGUGUUGCCAUAGUUAAUAAUAUUUAAAAAAAAAAAAAUUAUGUUGAAAUAAACAUCUCAAAGCCCCAUAUCACACACUUAAAAACGGUAAAUGUCUGUGUACAUUGUACUAUCAAUUGGUGUGAGAAAGCCUCAAAAUAUAACAUUCAUUUGUAUAUCCACUGUCUACAUAUGAAUCGCGGCAAAGUUGGUUCAUGUUUCAGUCAUGUCUUUGGUUCUGUUCGCGUGGGUAAAACAAAAACACCCUUAUCAUUGGUUGACCCUAACCCUAACCUUAACCCUGAUGAUUGGUUGACCCUAACCCUAACCCUCCACAAUGCAGGUGAUGGCUAAUGGUGCAGUUGGUGAGAAGCAACUGCAGCAACUUCAUCAAAAACUGCAUGACCUUUGGUCACAUGGUUUUUGUAAAGUUAAUGUAGGCGGAAGUCGGACAAUUUUUAUCCCCAUAAUGCACCACUCUGAAAGGUGGGCACCAACGAUUGUCACUGACUUAGCCCAAAAAAAUGUAUGCACUCACUAACUGUAAGUUGCUCUGGAUAAGAGCGUCUGCUAAAUGACUAAAAAUGUUUUUAAAAAUGGAACACUCCCAUCGUGUUAAAUGGAACACUCCCAUCGUGUUAAAUGGAACACUCCCAUCGUGUUAAAUGGAACACUCCCAUCGUGUUAAAUGGAACACUCCCAUCGUGUUAAAUGGAACACUCCCAUCGUGUUAAAUGGAACACUCCCAUCGUGUUAAAUGGAACACUCCCAUCGUGUUAAAUGGAACACUCCCAUCGUGUUAAAUGGAACACUCCCAUCGUGUUAAAUGGAACACUCCCAUCGUGUUAAAUGGAACACUCCCAUCGUGUUAAAUGGAACACUCCCAUCGUGUUAAAUGGAACACUCCCAUCGUGUUAAAUGGAACACUCCCAUCAUGUUGUGUGUCAGCUCUGUAGAUGUUGAUGUGUGAUUGUAUUGUGUUGACGUGGUUGUUUACUGUGUGUUGUUGAUGAUGUUUACUGUGUGUUGUUGAUGAUGUUUACUGUGUGUUGUUGAUGAUGUUUACUGUGUGUUGUUGAUGAUGUUUACUGUGUGUUGUUGAUGAUGUUUACUGUGUGUUGUUGAUGAUGUUUACUGUGUGUUGUUGAUGAUGUUUACUGUGUGUUGUUGAUGAUGUUUACUGUGUGUUGUUGAUUAUGUUUACUGUGUGUUGUUGAUUAUGUUUACUGUGUCUGUGUGUUCCAGGUCAAGGGUCACCAGAUCCUGGAUGAGCCCAUGGACGAGGGAGAGUCUUUCACUCAUUGUGUGAGUAAUAGUAAUAAUAAUACAUGUAAUUUGUAUAGAGCUUUUCAUUACGGUGUUAUCUCAAAGGAUCAAAUAAAAACCUUCUAUAAAAACAUCAAGCAGGAAAUAGCAACAGUAGAUAGGCUAGGUGCUACAGUAGAUAGGCUAGGUGCUACAGUAGAUAGGCUAGGAGCUACAGUAGAUAGGCUAGGUGCUACAGUAGAUAGGCUAGGUGCUACAGUAGAUAGGCUAGGUGCUACAGUAGAUAGGCUAGGUGCUACAGUAGAUAGGCUAGGUGCUACAGUAGAUAGGCUAGGUGCUACAGUAGAUAGGCUAGGUGCUACAGUAGAUAGGCUAGGUGCUAAAAGCAAUUUCUAGAUUAGCACUAGAAGAAGACAGUCAGGAGAAAUGGGUUUUAAGGCCCGUUUUAAAAGUUCCCAUUGAUGGAGUGGCUCUCAGAUGGUCAGGGAGAGCAUUCCAUAGGCGAGGGGCAAGGGAGCAGAAGUCCCCCAUAGUUCAGAGACGUGGGGACUUGAAGCAGUGGGGAGUUGCUGGAGAGUGUGAGGUGGCUCAUUAAUAGAAAUUAGGUCCCUGAUGUCAAAUCAAAUCACAUUUUAUUUGUCACAUACACGUGUUUAGCAGAUGUUAUAGCGGGUGUAGCGAAAUGCUUGUGCUUCUAGCUCCGACAGUGCAGUAAUAUCUAACAAUUGCACAACAUAUACCCAAUACACACAAAACUAGUAAGGAAUGGAAUUUAAGAAUAUAUACAUAUAUGGACAAGCAAUGACAGAGUGGCAUGGACUAAGAUACAGUAGAAUAUUAUAGAAUAGAAUGCAGUAUAUACAUAUGAGAUGAGUAGUGCAAGAUAUGGAAACAUUAUUAAAGUGACUAAUGUUCCAUUUCUUAAAGUGGCCAGUGAUUUCAAUAGGCAGCAGCAGCCUCUAAUGUGCUAGUGAUGGCUAUUUAACAGUCUGAUGGCCUUGAGAUAUAAGCUGUUUUUCAUUCUCUCGAUCCCAGCUUUGAUGCACCUGUACUGACCUCGCCUUCUGGAUGAUAGCGGGGUGAACAGGCAGUGGCUCAGGUGGUUGAUGUCCUUGAUGAUCUUUUUGGCCUUCCUGUGACAUCGGGUGCUGUAUGUGUCUUGGAGGGCGGGUAGUUUGCCCUCGGUAAUGCGUUCGGCAGACCGCACCACCCUCUGGAGAGCCCUGCGGUUGCGGGCGGUGCAGUUCCGGUACCAAGCGGUGAUACAGCCCGACAGGAUGCUCUCAAUUGUGCAUCUGUAAAAGUUUGUGAGGGUUUUAGGUGUCAAGCCAAAUUUCUUCAGGCUCCUGAGGUUGAAGAGGCUCUGUUGCGCCUUCUUCACCACACUGUCUGCGUGGGUGGACCAUUUCAGUUUGUCAGUGAUGUGUACGCCAAGGAACUUGAAGCUUUCCACCUUCUCCACUGCGGUCCCGUCGAUGUGGAUAGGGGGGUGCACCCUCUGCUGUUUCCUGAAGUCCACGAUCAUCUCCUUUGUUUUGUUGAUGUUGAGUGAGAGGUUAUUUUCCUGGCACCACACUCCCAGAGCCCUCACCUCCUCCUUGUAGGCUGUCUCGUCAUUGUUGAUAAUCAAGCCUACUACUGUUGUGUCAUCUGCAAACUUGAUGAUUGAGUUGAAGGCGUGCUUGGCCACGCAGUCAUGGGUGAACAGGGAGUACAGGAGGGGGCUGAGCACGCACCCUUGUGGGGCCCCAGUGUUGAGGAUCAGCAAAGUAGAGAUGUUGUUUCCUACCUUCACCACCUGGGGGCGGCCCGUCAGGAAGUCCAGGACCCAGUGUAGUGAAUAGUCCUUAGCACGGGUACUGCCUGUUUGAGUUUCUGCCUAUAGGAAGGGAGGAGCAAAAUGGAGUCGUGGUCAGAUUUGCCGAAAGGAGGGCGGGGGAGGGCCUUAUAACCAUCCCGGAAGUUCGAAUAGCAAUGGUCGAGGAUUUUGGCAGCGAAAUUAUCUUGGGAGAUAAUACGGUCGGCAUUUGAUUGUGAGAUAUUUUAGGUCGGGUGAACAGAAGGACUCGAGUUCCUGUAUGUUGCUACAAUUAGUAAUGAGUUGUUAAUCAUGAAACACACACCUCCGCCCUUCUGGUUCCCGGAGAGAUAUUUAUUCCUGUCUGCGCGAUGAACUGAGAACCCAUCUGGCUGGACCGAUUUCGACAGAAUAUCCCAAGAGAGUGAUGUUUUGGGUCAGCCGCUGGAAUCAGUUCAUUUGCCCUGGGGAAAGCAAACAAAGGAUCUGCUUUGGGAAAGUCGUAUUCCUGGUCGUAAUGCUUGUGAGUUACCACCGCUCUGAUAUCCAAUAGUUUUCCUCGGCUGUAUGUAAUGAUACAAAACACUUUCUAAGCUAAUAAUGUAAAAAAUAAUACAUACAAAAACAAAAUACUGCCAAGUUUCCUAAGAGCUAGUCGCGAGGCCGCCAUCUUCGUCGGAGGCGCCAGCAAUGUAGGUGGGACUCAAUCCAUUCAAGGCUUUAAACACUAGGAGGAGGAUUUUAAAGUGAAUCCUCUAGUUGACCGGUAGCCAGUGAGUUCAGUAAGGAUGGUUGUGAUGUGGGCUGAGUUCUUGGUCCUGGUCAGGACUCUGACAGCACUAUUCUGGAGAAGUUGUAGCCUCUGAAGUGAUUUGUCUGGAAGGCCCCUGAACAGAGCUGUAGUCGAUCCGGGAGAAGAUGAAGGCGUGGAAUAGUUUCUCUGCAUCUGGCUGGGAGAAAGAUGGUUUGAGCCGGGUGAUGUUUUUUAGAUAGAAACAUGAUGUUAGCGGAUAAUAUGGUUUAUAUGGGCAUCACAGGACAGAGAAGACUCGAAGUUGACUCCCAGGUUGAAGAGGACAGAUGUUGUAGGGCAGAUGUUUCCAGCACUGGUGACCUGCUUGAAUAAGGGGUUGUGCAUACAGUGCAUUCGGAAAGUAUUCAGACCCCUUGACCUUUUCCACAUUUUGUUACAUUACAGCCUUAUUCUAAAAUGGAUUAAAUCGUUUUUUACCCUCAUCAAUCUACACACAAUACCCCAUAAUGACAAAGCAAAAGCAGGUUUUUAGACAUUUUUGCAAAUUUCUUACAAAUAAAAAACCUAAAUAUCUCAUUUACAUAAGUAUUCAGACCCUUUACUCAGUACUUUGUUGAAGCACGUUUGACAGCGAUUACAGCCUUGAGUCUUCUUGGGUAUGACGCUACAAGCUUGGCACACGUGUAUUUGGGGAGUUUCACCCAUUCUUCUCUGCAGAUCCUCUCAAGCUCUGUCAGGAUGGAUGGGGAGCGUCGCUGCACAGCUAUUUUCAGGUGUCUCCAGAGAUGUUCGAUCGGGUUCAAGUCUGGGCUAUGGCUGGGCCACUCAAGGACAUUGAGACUUGUCCCUAAGCCACUCCUGUGUUGUCUUGGCUGUGUGCUUAGGGUCGUUGUCCUGUUGGAAGGUGAACCUUUGCACCAGUCUGGGGUCCUGAGCGCUCUGGAGCAGGUUUUCAUCAAGAAUCUCUCUGUACUUUACUCUGUUCAUCUUUGCCUCAAUCCUGACUAGUCUCCCAGUCCCUGCCGCUGAAAAAUAUCCCCACAGCAUGAUGCUGCCACCACCAUGCUUCACCGUAGGGAUGGUGCCAGGUUUCCUCCAGACGUGAUGCUUGGCAUUCAGACCAAAGAGUUCAAUCUUGGUUUCAUCAGACCAGAGAAUCUUGUUUCUCAUGGUCUGAGAGUCCUUUAGGUGCCUUUUGGCAAACUCCAAGCGGGCUGUCAUGUGCCUUUUACUGAGGAGUUGCUUCCGUCUGGCCACUCUACCAUAAAGGCCUGAUUGGUGGAGCGCUGCAGAGAUCGUUUUCCUUCUAGAAGGGUUAGGGUUAGGUUUGGAGCUUUGUCAGAGUGACCAAGGCCAUUCUCCCCCGAUUGCUCAGUUUGAUCGGGCGGCCAGCUCUAGGAAGAGUUUUGGUGGUUCCAAACUUCUUCCAUUUAAGAAUGAUGGAGGCCACUGUGUUCUUGGGGACCUUCAAUGCUGCAGACAUUUUUUGGUCCCCUUCCCCAGAUCUGUGCUUCGAUACAAUCCUGUCUCGAAGCUCUAAGGACAAUUCCUUCGACCUCAAGGCUUGGUUUUUGCUCUGACAUGCAGUGUCAACUGUGGGACCUUAUAUAGACAGGUGUGUGCCUUUCCAAAUCAUGUCCAAUCAAUUGAAUUUACCACAGGUGGACUCCAAUCAAGUUGUAGAAACAGCUCAAGGAUGAUCAAUGGAAACAGGAUGCACCUGAGCUCAAUUUUGAGUCUCUUAGCAAAGGGUCUGAAUACUUAUGUACAAAUGUUAUUUUUGUUUUUUUAUUUUUAAUACAUUUGCAAACAUUUCUAAAAACCUGUUUUCGCUUUGUCAUUAAGGGGUAUUGUGUGUAGGUUGAUGAGGGGAACAAAAUAAUUUAAUCCAUUUUAUAAUAAGGCUGUAAUGUAACAAAGUGGAAAAAAUAAAGGGGUCUGAAUACUUUCCGAAUGCACUGUACUUUGUGUACAUGAAAUACUAACUGUUUUUGUGGUGUGUGUGUGUAUGUUUAGGACAAGGGUGCGUCAUAUUCAGAGAUCCCCAUCACCCACCAUGUGAAGGAAGGGUGUGAGAAGGCUGACCCGCGGCAGUUUGAGUUGCUUAAGGUCCUGGGACAGGGAUCGUUCGGAAAGGUGUUUCUGGUCCGGAAAAUCAUGGGUCCAGACGAGGGUCAGUUAUAUGCAAUGAAAGUCCUCAAGAAGGCUUCGUUGAAAGGUAACAGUCCAGUUAUCAACUUCACAUACAUGUUCUCUCAGAUGGUCUCUGACACUGUUCACUUCAAUGCUUUAUAGAUGCAUAGCAUAUUGUAGAAACUAAUGGCCCUGUUUGUCUGGGAUUUCAUGUCUGUGGCUGUUUCUCUGUGUCUGUCUGUCUGUCUGUCUCUGUCUGUGUCGCGCUGUUGCUCUGCCUCUGUUGCUCUUCCUCUCUGUCGCUCUCUCUCUCUGUCGCUCUCUCUCUCUGUCGCUCUCUCUCUCUGUGUCUCUGUCGCUCUCUCUGUGUGCCUCUGUCGCUCUCUGUGUGCCUCUGUCGCUCUCUCUGUGUGUCUGUCUCUCUCUCUCUGUGCCUCUGUCGCUCUCUCUCUGUGUGUCUGUCUCUCUCUCUGUGUGUCUGUCUCUGUCUGUGUCGGUGUGUCUCUGUGUGUAUGUGUCUGUCUGUGUGUCUGUGUUUCUCUGUCUCUCUAUGUGUGUCUUCUCUGUGUGUGUGUCUUCUCUGUGUCUAUGUGUGUCUGCCUCUGUUUCUCUGUCUGUGUGUGUGUGUGUCUCUGUCUGUCUGGGUCUCGCUCUGUGUCUGUCGCUCUGCCUCUCUGUCGCUCUGCCUCUGUGUGUCUGUCUCUCUCUCUGUCCAUCCAGUCAGGGACAGAGUUCGCACCAAAAUGGAGCGAGACAUUCUAGUGGAGGUCAACCACCCCUUCAUAGUCAAGUUGCACUACGGUUAGUCUCAUCUUUAACCCCUGACCCUUCACCUCUACCCUCUCACCACGUCAUAGUCCAGUUUUACUACGGUUAGUCACUCUGUCCUGACUACAGAGGAGUGUGUUUAACGCCUCUCCUCUCUCAGCCUUCCAGACCGAAGGGAAGCUCUAUUUAAUCCUGGACUUUCUCAGGGGAGGAGACGUCUUCACGCGCUUAUCCAAAGAGGUGAGACCUCUACUACUCUAGUGGAUUAUUAUUGAUAAACUGGGUGGUUCGAGCCCUGAAUGCUGAUUGGCUGACAGCCGUGGUAUAUCAGACCGUAUACCACGGGUAUGACAAAACAUUUAUUUUUACUGCUGUAAUUACUUUGGUAACCAGUUUAUAAUAGCAAUAAGGCACCUUGGGGCUUUGUGGUAUAUUGCCAAUAUACCACGGCUAAGGGCUGUAUCCGCGUUGCGUCGUGCCUAAGAACAGCCCUUAGCCGUGGUAUUUUGGCCAUAUACCACACCUUAUUGCUUUAAAAUAAUAUCCUAUGACAUGGGUUAUUCACUUUACUUUUGACUGCUCGUAAAUGUACACUCAGGCCAGUUUAUUAGGAACACCCAUCUAGUAACGGGUCAGAUCCACCUUUGCCUCCAGAACAGCCUCAAUUCUUCUGGGAAUGGAUUCUACAAGGUGUGGCGUUCAAACAUUGCUCCAUUGGUAUCAAGAGACCUAACAUUUUCCAGGAAAACAUUCCCUACACCACCGCCACCAGCCUGUACCGUUGACACCAGGCAGGAUGUGGCCAUGGACUGCGUACACCAAAUCCUGACUCUCAGCAUGAUGCAACAAGAACCGGGAUUUUUCGGACCAGGCGAUGUUUUUCCGCUCCUCAACUGUCCAGUGUUGGUGAUCUUGUGCCCACUGGAGCCGCUUCUUCUUGUGUUUAGCUGAUAGGAGUGGAACCCGGUGUGGUCGUCUGCUGCAAUAACCCAUCUGUGAUAAGGACUGACGAAUUGUGCAUUCCAAGAUGCCGUUCUGCACACCACUGUUGUACUGAGCUGUUAUUUGCCUGUUUGUGGCCCGCCUGUUAGCUUGCACGAUUCUUGCCAUUCUCCUUCGACCUCUGUCAUCAACGAGCUGUUUUCGCCCACAGGACUGCUGCUGACUGGAUGUAUUUUGUUUGCUGCACCAUUCUCGGUAAACCCUAGACACUGUUGUGCGUGAAAAGCCCAAUAGGCCGCCCGUUUCUGACGUACCGACGAUUAUACCACGCUUAAAGUCACUUAGGUCACUCGUUUUUCCCAUUCUAACGUUCAAUCGAACAGGAACUGAAUGCCUCGAUGCCUGUCUGCCUGCUUUAUAUAGCAAGCCACGGCCACGUGACUCACUGUCUGUAGGAGCGAACCAUUAUCGUGAACGGGGUGGUGUACCUAAUAAACUGGCCACUGAGUAUAUAAUGAUAUAAAGAAUAUGGCUUUAUUUAAAUGUGUAAAUACUAGUAUUAACUUAAUAUAAUGUAUAUAAUAUUGUUUUACAGUGGGGAAAAAAAGUAUUUAGUCAAAUCAAAUACAAUUUUAUUGGCCACAUGCGCCGAAUACAACAGGUGCAGACAUUACAGUGAAAUGCUUACAUACAGCCCUUAACCAACAGUGCAUUUCUUUUUAACAAAAAAGUAAAAAUAAAACAACAACAAAAAAAGUGUUGAGAAAAAAAGAGCAGAAGUAAAAUAAAAUAACAGUAGGGAGGCUAUAUACAGGGGGUACCGGUGCAGAGUCAAUGUGCGGGGGCACCGGCUAGUUGAGGUAAUAUGUACAUGUGGGUAGAGUUAAAGUGACUAUGCAUAAAUAAUUAACAGAGUAGCAGCAGCGUAAAAGGAUGGGGUGGGGGGGCAGUGCAAAUAGUCCGGGUAGCCAUGAUUAGCUGUUCAGGAGUCUUAUGGCUUGGGGGUAGAAGCUGUUGAGAAGUCUUUUGGACCUAGAUUUGGCACUCCGGUACCGCUUGCCAUGCGGUAGCAGAGAGAACAGUCUAUGACUAGGGUGGCUGGAGUCUUUGACAAUUUUGAGGGCCUUCCUCUGACACCGCCUGGUAUAGAGGUCCUGGAUGGCAGGAAGCUUGGCCCCAGUGAUGUACUGGGCCGUACGCACUACCCUCUGUAGUGCCACACCCCCACACCCUAACACUUAACACUUUCUGGGUCUCACCGCUCCCCCUGAGGGCACCCUUAGAGGCCGAGCAGUUGCCAUACCAGGCGGUGAUGCAACCAGUCAGGAUGCUCUCGAUGGUGCAGCUGUAGAAUUUUUUGAGGAUCUGAGGACCCAUGCCAAAUCUUUUCAGUCUCCUGAGGGGGAAUAGGCUUUGUCGUGCCCUCUUCACGACUGUCUUGGUGUGUUUGGACCAUGAUAGUUCGUUGGUGAUGUGGACACCAAGGAACUUGAAGCUCUCAACCUGUUCCACUACAGCUCCGUCGAUGAGAAUGGGGGCGUGCUCAGUCCUCUUUUUUUUCCUGUAGUCCACAAUCAUCUCCUUUGUCUUGGUCACGUUGAGGGAGAGGUUGUUGUCCUGGCACCACACGGCCAGGUCUCUGACCUCCUCCCUAUAGGCUGUCUCAUCGUUGUCGGUGAUCAGCCACCAAUCGUGCAAGUUCUCCCACUUAAAAAGAUGAGAGAGGCCUGUAAUUUUCAUCAUAGGUACACAUCAACUAUGACAGACAAAUUGAGAAAAAAAUUUCCAGAAAAUCACAUUGUAGGAUUUUUUAUGAAUUUAUUUGCAAAUUAUGGUGGAAAAUAAGUAUUUGGUCACCUACAAACAAGCAAGAUUUCUGGCUCUCACAGACCUGUAACUUCUUCUUUAAGAGGCUCCUCUGUCCUCCACUCGUUACCUGUAUUAAUGGCACCUGUUUGAACUUGUUAUCAGUAUAAAAGACACCUGUCCACAACCUCAAACAGUCACACUCCAAACUCCACUAUGGCCAAGACCAAAGAGCUGUCAAAGGACACCAGAAACAAAUUGUAGACCUGCACCAGUCUGGGAAGACUGAAUCUGCAAUAGGUAAGCAGCUUGGUUUGAAGAAAUCAACUGUGGGAGCAAUUAUUAGGAAAUGGAAGACAUACAAGACCACUGAAAAUCUCCCUCGAUCUGGGGCUCCACGCAAGAUCUCACCCCGUGGGGUCAAAAUGAUCACAAGAAUGGAGAGCAAAAAUCCCAGAACCACACGGGGGGACCUAGUGAAUGACCUGCAGAGAGCUGGGACCAAUGUAACAAAGCCUACCAUCAGUAACACACUACGCCGCCAGGGACUCAAAUCCUGCAGUGCAAGACGUGUCCCCCUGCUUAAGCCAGUACAUGUCCAGGCCUGUCUGAAGUUUGCUAGAGUGCAUUUGGAUGAUCCAGAAGAGGAUUGGGAGAAUGUCAUAUGGUCAGAUGAAACCAAAAUAGAACUUUUUGGUAAAAACUCAAAUCGUCGUGUUUGGAGGACAAAGAAUGCUGAGUUGCAUCCAAAGAACACCAUACCUACUGUGAAGCAUGGGGUUGGAAACAUCAUGCUUUGGGGCUGUUUUUCUGCAAAGGGACCAGGACGACUGAUCCGUGUAAAGGAAAGAAUGAAUGGGGCCAUGUAUCGUGAGAUUUUGAGUGAAAACCUCCUUCCAUCAGCAAGGGCAUUGUAGAUGAAACGUGGCUGGGUCUUUCAGCAUGACAAUGAUCCCAAACACCCCGCUCGGGCAACGAAGGAGUGGCUUCGUAAGAAGCAUUUCAAGGUCCUGGGGUGGCCUAGCCAGUCUCCAGAUCUCAACCCCAUAGAAAAUCUUUGGAGGGAGUUGAAAGUCCGUGUUGCCCAGCGACAGCCCCAAAACAUCACUGCUCUAGAGGAGAUCUGCAUGGAGGAAUGGGCCAAAAUACCAGCAACAGUGUGUGAAAACCUUGUGAAGACUUACAGAAAACGUUUGACCUGUGUCAUUGCCAACAAAGGGUAUAUAUCAAAGUAUUGAGAAACUUUUGUUAUUGACCAAAUACUUAUUUUCCACCAUAAUUUGCAAAUAAAUUCAUUAAAAAUCCUACAAUGUGAUUUUCUGGAAUUUUUUUUCUCAUUUUGUCUGUCAUAGUUGACGUGUACCUAUGAUGAAAAUUACAGGCCUCUCAUCUUUUUAAGUGGGAGAACUUGCACAAUUGGUGGCAGACUAAAUACUUUUUUUUCCCCACUGUAUGUGUAGCUCUAACUGUAUUUAGUAAUAUGAUGUUAUAAUGUUGUAUAAUGAGUUGUGUUGCCUGUGACCCUUCCCUCCGAGGCCAGAACAGACAGUAAAUGUGUCCAGUUCUCACUAGGUUAUGUUUACAGAGGAAGAUGUCAAAUUCUACCUAGCAGAGCUGGCUCUGGCCCUCGACCACCUGCACCAUCUGGGCAUAGUUUACAGAGACCUCAAACCAGAGAAGUAUGUACCCUAACCUCUGACCCCUAACCCCUACAUCACCACCUGGGCAUAGUUUACAGAGACCUCAAACCAGAGAAGCAUGUAUCCUAACCUCUGACCCCUAACCCCUACAUCACCACCUGGGCAUAGUGGACAGAGACCUCAAACCAGAGAAGUGUGUAUCCUAACCUCUGACCCCUAACCCCUACAUCACCAUCUGGGCAUAGUUUACAGAGACCUCAAACCAGAGAAGCAUGUAUCCUAACCUCUGACCCCUAACCCCUACAUCACCACCUGGGCAUAGUGGACAGAGACCUCAAACCAGAGAAGUGUGUAUCCUAACCUCUGACCCCUAACCCCUACAUCACCACCUGGGCAUAGUUUACAGAGACCUCAAACCAGAGAAGCAUGUAUCCUAACCUCUGACCCCUAACCCCUACAUCACCACCUGGGCAUAGUGGACAGAGACCUCAAACCAGAGAAGCAUGUAUCCUAACCUCUGACCCCUAACCCCUACAUCACCACCUGGGCAUAGUGGACAGAGACCUCAAACCAGAGAAGCAUGUAUCCUAACCUCUGACCCCUAACCCCUACAUCACCACCUGGGCAUAGUGGACAGAGACCUCAAACCAGAGAAGUGUGUAUCCUAACCUCUGACCCCUAACCCCUACAUCACCACCUGGGCAUAGUGGACAGAGACCUCAAACCAGAGAAGUGUGUAUCCUAACCUCUGACCCCUAACCCCCCCAGUCUGUCUCUGCCUCUUCUAAUUUACAUGGUUGGGGUGUUGCUGGUGAUGAGUUAGGGUGUUUGGGGUGUUGCUAGUGGUGAUUUGGGUGUUUGGGCUGUUGGUAGUGAUGGGUUAGGGUGUUGGUAGUGAUGGGUUAGGGUGUUGGUAGUGAUGGGUUAGGGUGUGUUGGGAUGGGUAGUGGGUGUUGGUAGUGAGGGUUAGGGUGUUGGUAGUGAUGGUUAGGGUUGGUAGGGGUUUGGGUGUGUGUUGUGCAUGGUUUAUGGUUAGGGUGUUGGUAUGUGAUGGGUUAGGGUGUGGUAGUGAUGGGUUAGGGUGUUGUUAGUGUGGUGGUUAGGGUGUGGUGGUUUGGUGAUUUUGGGUUAGGGUGUUUGGGAGUGAGGGUUAGGGUGGUUAUGAGGUUAGUGAGGUUUGUUGGUGGUGAUGGGUUAGGGUUGUUUGGUAGUGAUGGGUUAGGGUGUUGGUAGUGAUGGGUUAGGGGUUUGUGUGAUGGGUUAGGGUGUUUUGGGAUGGUUUGGGUUCAGGGUGUUGGUAGUGAUGGGGUUAGGGUGUGGUAGUGAUGGGUUAGGGUGUUGGUAGUGAUGGGUUAGGGUGUUGGUUGUGAUGGGUUAGGGUGUUGGUAGUGAUGGGUUAGGGUGUUGGUAGUGAUGGGUUAGGUGUUGGUAGUGAUGGGUUAGGGUGUUGGUAGUGAUGGGUUCGGGUGUUGGUUGUGAUGGGUUAGGGUGUGGGGAGGGUGUGAUGGGUGGGUUGGGUGUUGGUCGUGAUGGGUUAGGGUGUUGGUAGUGAUGGGUUAGGGUGUUGGUUGUGUUGGGUGGGGUUUUGGUGUUGGGUGAUGGGUUAGGGUGUUGUUUGGGGUGGGGUGUGGUGUGGUUUUGGGUUUUUUGGUGGUGAUGGGUUAGGGUGUUGUGGUAGUGAUGGGUUAGGGUGUUUGGUUGUGAUGGGUUAUGGGUGUUAGGUUGUGAGGGUGGUAUUGUUGUGUUAUAGGGUUGGGGGUUUGUGUAGUGAUGGGUUAGGGUGUUGUGUGUGAUGGGUUAGUGUGUGUUGGUGUGGGUGGGUUAGGGUUUUUUGGUGUGUGGGUUAGGGUUGGUUUGGUAGGUAUUUGUUGAGGUGUUGUGUUGUAUGGGUUAGGGGUUGUAGUUGGUUAGGUGGGUUUGUGAUGGUGGGUUGGGUUUGGUAGGAUUGGGUUAGGUGUGGUUUGGUUUGAUGGGUUAGGGUGUUGGUGUGAUGGUUAGGUGUUGUGGGUUUUUGUGGUAUGAUGGGUUGGGUGUUUGUUGUGAUUUUUUAGGGUGUUGGUUUUCGAUGGGUUUAGGGUGUUGGUGUGAUGGGUUAGGUUUGGUUUAGUGAGGGGUUAGGGUUGUUUUUGUGGGUAGGGUUUUCUAUUUUGUGGUUGGUUGGGUUGUGAUGGGUUAGGUGGGUUGGUGUGAUGGGUUAGGGUGUUGGUAGUGAUGGGUUGGGUGUUGGGAGUGUGGGUUAGGGUGUUGGUUGUGAUGGGUUAGGGUGUUGGUAGUGAUGGUUAGGGUGUUGGUAGUGAUGGGUUAGGGUGUUGGUAGUGAUGGGUUAGGGUGUUGGUUGUGAUGGGUUGAUGGGUUAGGGUGUUGGUAGUGAUGGGUUAGGGUGUUGGUAGUGAUGGGUUAGGGUGUUGGUAGUGAUGGGUUAGGGUGUUGGUUGUGAUGGGUUAGGGUGUUGGUAGUGAUGGGUUAGGGUGUUGGUAGUGAUGGGUUAGGGUGUUGGUAGUGAUGGGUUAGGGUGUUGUUAGUGAUGGGUUAGGGUGUUGUUAGUGAUGGGUAUGAGGUCUCUGUGUUUCUCUACUAUACCUACUAAUGCUGUUGUUCUCUGUUUUCAGCAUUUUAUUAGAUGAAGCUGGCCACAUCAAGUUAACAGGUAUGACCUUCUCUCUGUCCUUCUCUCUGACCUUCUCUCUGUCUGGGCUGUGGUGCUUCAGGAGGGGAUGUGUUUAUGUAUGAGUGGGAUUGAGCGGAAAAACUAAAAGAAUGUGGUUGUGUAAUAUGUGUGUGUAGUGUGACGUGUGUGUGUGUGACGUGUGUUUCAGACUUUGGCCUGAGUAAGGAGUCAGUGGAUGUUGAUAAAAAGGCCUAUUCAUUCUGUGGGACGGUGGAGUACAUGGCUCCUGAGGUCGUCAACAGAAGAGGACACAACCAGAGUGCUGACUGGUGGAGUCUAGGAGUACUCAUGGUAAACACACACACACUACCCCACCUAUAUCUAACCUGUAUCUAUAACCCCAACCUAAUGUAUCUACCUGUAUCUAUAACCCCAACCUAAUGUCUCUACCUGUAUCUAUCCUGUAUCUAUAACCCCAACCUAAUGUCUCUACCUGUAUCUAACCUGUAUCUAUAACCCCAACCUAAUGUCUCUACCUGUAUCUAACCUGUAUCUAUAACCCCAACCUAAUGUCUCUACCUGUAUCUAACCUGUAUCUAUAACCCCAACCUAAUGUCUCUACCUGUAUCUAACCUGUAUCUAUAACCCCAACCUAAUGUCUCUACCUGUAUCUAUAACCCCAGCCUAAUGUCUCUACCUGUAUCUAUCCUGUAUCUAUAACCCCAACCUAAUGUCUCUACCUGUAUCUAUAACCCCAACCUAAUGUCUCUACCUGUAUCUAACCUGUAUCUAUAACCCCAACCUAAUGUCUCUACCUGUAUCUAUCCUGUAUCUAUAACCCCAACCUAAUGUCUCUACCUGUAUCUAUCCUGUAUCUAUAACCCCAACCUAAUGUCUCUACCUGUAUCUAACCUGUAUCUAUAACCCCAACCUAAUGUCUCUACCUGUAUCUAUCCUUUAUCUAUAACCCCAACCUAAUGUCUCUACCUGUAUCUAACCUGUAUCUAUAACCCCAACCUAAUGUCUCUACCUAUAUCUAACCUGUAUCAUUAACCCCAACCUAAUGUCUCUACCUGUAUAUAUCCUGUAUCUAUAACCCCAACCUAAUGUCUCUACCUGUAUCUAACCUGUAUCUAUAACCCCAACCUAAUGUCUCUACCUGUAUCUAACCUGUAUCUAUAACCCCAACCUAAUGUCUCUACCUGUAUCUAACCUGUAUCUAUAACCCCAACCUAAUAUCUCUACCUGUAUCUAACCUGUAUCUAUAACCCCAACCUAAUGUCUCUACCUGUAUCUAACCUGUAUCUAUAACCCCAGUUUAAGCCAAGAUAAAGCAAAGCAGUGCGAUAAAAACAACAACACAGAGUUACCUAUGGGGUAAAACAAAACAUAAAGUCAAAAAUACCAAAGAAAAUAUAUAUACAGUGUGUGCAAAUGUAGCAAGUUAUGGAGGUAAGGCAAUACAUAGGCUAUAGUGCAAAAUAAUUACAAUUAGUAUUAACACUGGAGUGAUAGAUGUGCAAAAGAUGAUGUGCAAAUAGAGAUACUGGGGUACAAAUGAGCAAAAUAAUUUUUAUUUUUUUUAUUUUAUUUUUUUUAUUUCACCUUUAUUUAACCAGGUAAGCCAGUUGAGAACAAGUUCUCAUUUACAACUGCGACCUGGCCAAGAUAAAGCAAAGUAGUGCAAUAAAAACAACAGAGUUACAUAUGGGGUAAAAAAAACAUAAAGUCAGAAAAUACAACAGAAAAUAUAUAUACAGUGUGUGCAAAUGUAGCAAGUUAUGGAGGUAAGGCAAUAAAUAGGCUAUAGUGCAGAAUAAUUACAAUAGUAUUAACACUGGAAUGCUAGAUGUGCAAGAGAUUAUGUGCAAAUAGAGAUACUGGGGUGCAAAAGAGCAAAAUAAAUAAUAUAGGGAUGAGGUAGUUGGGUGGGCUAAUUUCGGAUGGGCUGUGUACAGGUGCAGUGAUCGGUAAGGUGCUCUGACAACUGAUGCUUAAAGUUAUCAAGGGAGAUAAGAGUCUCCAGCUUCAGAGAUUUUUGCAAUUCGUUCCAGUCAUUGGCAGCAGAGAACUGGAAGGAAUGGCGGCCAAAGGAGGUGUUGGCUUUGGGAAUGACCAGUGAGAUAUACCUGCUGGAGCGUAGACUACGGGUGGGUGCUGCUAUGGUGACCAAUGAGCUAAGAUAAGGCGGGGAUUUGCCUAGCAGUGAUUUAUAGAUGGCCUGGAGCCAGUGGGUUUGACGACGAACAUGUAGUGAGGACCAGCCAACAAGAGCGUACAGGUCACAGUGGUGGGUAGUGUAUGGGGCUUUGGAGACAAAACGGAUGGCACUGUGAUAGACUACAUCCAAUUUGCUGAGUAGAGUGUUAGAGGCUAUUUUGUAAAUGACAUCGCCGAAGUCAAGGAUCGGUAGGAUAGUCAGUUUUACGAGGGCAUGUUUGGCAGCAUGAGUGAAGGAGGCUUUAUUGCGAAAUAGGAAGCCGAUUCUAGAUUUAACUUUGGAUUGGAGAUUCUUUAUGUGAGUCUGGAAGUUGAGUUUACAGUCUAACCAGACACCUAGGUAUUUGUAGUUGUCCACAUACUCUAGGUCAGACCCGUCGAGAGUGGUGAUUCUAGUCGGGUGGGCGGGUGCCAGCAGCGUUCGAUUGAAAAGCAUGCAUUUAGUUUUACUAGUGUUUAAGAGCAGUUGGAGGCUACUGAAGGAUUGUUGUAUGGCAUUGAAGCUCGUUUGGAGGUUUGUUAACACAGUGUCCAAUGAAGGGCCAGAUGUAUACAAAAUGGUGUCGUCUGCGUAGAGGUGGAUCAGAGAGUCACCAGCAGCAAGAGCGACAUCAUUGAUAUACACGGAGAAAAGUGUCGGCCCAAGAAUUGAACCCUGUGGCACCCCCAUAGAGACUGCCAUAGGUCCAGACAACAGGCCCUCCGAUUUGACACACUGAACUCUAUCUGAGAAGUAGUUGGUGAACCAGGCGAGGCAGUCAUUUGAGAAACCAAGGCUAUUUAGUCUGCCAAUAAGAAUGCGGUGGUUGACAGAGUCGAAAGCCUUGGCCAGGUCGAUGAAGACAGCUGCACAGUACUGUCUAUUAUCAAUCGCGGGGAAGAGGUAGUUGAGUGGGCUAAUUUCAGAUGGGCUGUGUACAGGUGCAGUGAUCGGUAAGCUGCUCUGACAACUGAUGCUUAAAGUUAGUGAGGGAGAUAAGAGUCUCCAGCUUCAGAGAUUUUUGCAGUUAUUGGCAGCAGAGAACUGGAAGGAAUGGCGGCCAAAGGAGGUGUUGGCUUUGGGGAUGACCAGUGAGAUAUACCUGCUGGAGCGCAUACUAUGGGUGGGUGUUGCUAUGGUGACCAAUGAGCUAAGAUAAGGCGGGGAUUUGCCUAGCAGUGAUUUAUAGAUGGCCUGGAGCCAGUGGGUUUGGCGACGAAUAUGUAGUGAGGACCAGCCAACAAGAGCGUACAGGUCACAGUGGUGGGUAGUAUACGGGGCUUUGGUGACAAAACGGAUGGCACUGUGAUAGACUACAUCCAAUUUGCUGAGUAGAGUGUUGGAGGCUAUUUUGUAAAUGACAUCGCCAAAGUCAUGAAUCGGUAGGAUAGUCAGUUUUACGAGGGCAUGUUUGGCAGCAUGAGUGAAGGAGGCUUUGUUUGCGAAAUAGGAAGCUGAUUCUAGAUUUUACUUUGGAUUGGAGAUGCUUAAUGUGAGUCUGGAAGGAGAGUUUACAGUCUAACCAGACACCUAGGUAUUUGUAGUUGUCCACAUACUCUAGGUCAGACCCGUCGAGAGUAGUGAUUCUAGUCGGGUGGGCGGGUGCCAGCAGCGUUCGAUUGAAGAGCAUGCAUUUAGUUUUACUAGCGUUUAAGAGCAGUUGGAGGCUACGGAAGGAUUGUUGUAUGCAUUGAAGCUCGUUUGGAGGUUUGUUAACACAGUGUCCAAUGAAGGGCCAGAUGUAUACAAAAUGGUGUCGUCUGCGUAGAGGUGGAUCUGAGAGUCACCAGCAGCAAGAGCGACAUCAUUGAUAUACAUGGAGAAAAGAGUCGGCCCAAGAAUUGAACCCUGUGGCACCCCCAUAGAGACUGCCAUAGGUCCAGACAACAGGCCCUCCGAUUUGACACAUUGAACUCUAUCUGAGAAGUAGUUGGUGAACCAGGCGAGGCAGUCAUUUGAGAAACCAAGGCUAUUUAGUCUGCCAAUAAGAAUGCGGUGGUUGACAGAGUCGAAAGCCUUGGCCAGGUCGAUGAAGACGGCUGCACAGUACUGUCUAUUAUCGAUCGCGGUUAUAAUAUCGUUUAGGACCUUGAGCGUGGCUGAGGUGCACCCAUGACCAGCUCGGAAACCGGAUUGCAUUUGUUAACUUGGCUUUCGAAAGGCAGGGCAGGAUGGAUAUAGGUCUGUAACAGUUUUGAUCUAGAGUGUCACCCCCUUUGAAGAGGGGGAUGACCGCUGCAGCUUUCCAAUCUCUGGGGAUCUCAGACGUUACGAAAGAGAGGUUGAACAGGCUAGUAAUAGGGGUUGCGACAAUUUCAGCGGCUAUUUUUAGAAAGAAAGGGUCCAGAUUGUCUAGCCCAGAUUAUUUGUAGGGGUCCAGAUUUUGCAGCUCUUUCAGAACAUCAGCUGUCUGAAUUUGUGUGAAGGAGAAGCGGGGGGUGCAUGGGCGAAUUGCAGCGGAGGGUGCAGAGCUGGUGGCCGGGGUAAUGGUAGCCAGGUGGAAAGCAUGGCCAGCCGUAGCAAAAUGUUUGUUGAAAUUCUCGAUUAUUGUAGAUUUAUCGGUGGUGAUAGUGUUUCCUAGCCUCAGUGCAGUGGGCAGCUGGGAGGAGGUGCUCUUAUUCUCCAUGGACUUUACAGUGUCCCAAAACUUUUUGGAGUUAGUGCUACAGGAUGCAAAUUUCUGUUUGAAAAAGCUAGCCUUUGCUUUCCUAACUGCUUGUGUAUAUUGGUUCCUAACUUCCCUGAAAAGUUGCAUAUCGCGGGGGCUAUUCGAUGCAAAUGCAGUACGCCACAGGAUGUUUUUGUGCUGGUCAAGGGCAGUCAAGUCUGAGGAGAACCAGGGGCUAUAUCUGUUCUUAGUUCUGAAUUUUUUGAAUGGGGCAUGCUUAUUUAAGAUUGAGAGGAAAGCACUUUUAUAGAACAACCAGACAUCCUCUACUGACGGAAUGAGAUCAAUAUCCAUCCAGGAUACCUGGGCCAGGUCAAUUAGGAAGGCCUGUUCGCUAAAGUGUUUUAGGGAGCGUUUGACAGUGAUGAGGGGUGGUCGUUUGACCGCGGACCCAUUACGGACGCAGGCAAUAAGGCAGUGAUCGCUGAGGAUUCAGACACUGCUAGAACAUCAGGGUUGGCGGAGUGUGCUAACGCAGUGAAUAACUCAAACAUAGGAAGUAGGCUUCUGAUGUUAACGUGCAGAAAACCAAGGCUUUUACGGUUACAGAAGUCAACAAAUGAUAGCGCCUGGGGAGUAGGAGUGAUACUGGGGGCUAUAGGGCCUGGGUUAACCUCUACAUCACCAGAGGAACAGAGGAGGAAUAGAAUAAGGAUACGGCUAAAGGCUUUAAGAACUGGUCUUCUAGUGCGUUGGGUACAGAGAAUAAAGGGGACAGAUUUCCGGGCGAUGUAGAAUAGAUUCAGGGCAUUAUGUACAGAAAAGGAUAUGGAAGGAUAUGAGUACAGUGGAGGUAAACCUAAGCGUUGGGUAACAAUGAAAGAGAUAGCAUCACUGGAGGCACCGAUUGAGCCGGUCUCGGCGUGUAUGGGGGGUGGAACAAAGGAGCUAUUUGAGGCAGUUUGAGAAUGACUUGGGGUUCUAUAUUGAAAUUGUAUAAUAAGAACUAACUGGAACAGCAAUAGGCAAGGCAUAUUGACAUGGGAGAGAGGCAUAAAGCAAUCACAGGUGUUAUUAGAGAGAGCUAAGACAACAACUGGCAAUUGCGAUGAAAGUUUGGGCUGAGGCUAAACAGAUAAACAGGACAGGGUACAGUGUAAAGGAACAGUCCAGCAGGCAUCAGCUGUGCAGCUGAGUGAUCAUAAGGUCCAGUGAACAGCAAUAUGUGAGUCCGAGAGCAGUUCGAAUUGGUGCUAAAGCACAGCGAGCAGGAAGCACGGCUGUUUUUUGCGUGUGCUAGCGGGCCAGGGCUAGCAGAUGGAUCUUCGUGGUCGUCGCAACGGGAAGCCUGUUGAAACCACAGACGAUUACGUCGGCAGACCAGUCGUGAUGGAUCGGUGGGGCUCCGUGUCGACUCUAGGAGGUCCCGUCCGGUUGACAGAGAGGUAUCCAGGAGAUGUGCCUAACUUGAGGCUAGCUCAAGGUUGAUUAGCCAACAACAUCCAUUUGGUUGCAGAUAGCUAGUUGCGAUGAUCAGGUGUUGAAGGUCCAGUGAUUUAGUGAUUCCGGCAGAAAAUCUGAUAUGUUCUGGGUCGAUAACGCGCUGUGCAUACAGUGCAGACUGGCCGAUAAUAGUCCAGACUAGAGCUGGCUUGUAGGUAGUGCAGGCCACGGACAAUGGUGAAAAAACGCUAACGGUGGCUAAUGGCAAGUAGCUAGUUAGCUGGCUACUCCCGUCCGGUAGACAACGAGGUAGAUAGCCUUGAGCCAGGCCCAUAUCCUGGCUAACUGGUGCUUGCUUCGGGGGCAGUGGUGAUUAGCCUACAGCAACAUCCAUUCGGUUGCGGCUAGCUAGUUGCAAUCCGGUGUUAGGGUCCAGUGAUUCAGUUAUUCUGUCAGGAAAUCUGAUGUUCUGGGUGAAAAGCGCUAACGGUGGCUAAUAGCAAGUAGCUAGUUAGCUGGCUAGCUAGUUUCAACUGGAGAUUCUAGAUAAAGGUAAGUAAAUAAUAGAAUCCGUUCCACAUUGAGUGAGGCGGGUUGCAGGAAAGUAUAUUUAUUAGAAGGAUGAAAAGUGUGAUAAGGAAAUAUGUACGAAAAAUAAAAUAAAUAAAUAAAAAAACAGGCUAUUUACACGGACACACAACAAAGAACACGACCGCACUGCUAUGCCAUCUUGGAUAGUCACCAAGAAAACAAUUGGUAACACACUACGCCGUGAAGGACUGAAAUCCUGCAGCGCCCGCAAGGUCCCCCUGCUCAAGAAAGCACAUAUACAGGCCCGUCUGAAGUUUGCCAAUGAACAUCCGAAUGAUUCAGAGGAGAACUGGGUGAAAGUGUUGUGGUCAGAUGAGACCAAAAUGGAGCUCUUUGGCAUCAACUCAACUCGCCGUGUUUGGAGGAGGAGAAAUGCUGCCUAUGACCCCAAGAACGCCAUCCCCACCGUCAAACAUGGAGGUGGAAACAUUAUGCUUUGGGGGUGUUUUUCUGCUAAGGGGACAGGACAACUUCACCGCAUCAAAGGGACGAUGGACGGCGCCAUGUACCGUCAAAUCUUGGGUGAGAACCUCCUUCCCUCAGCCAGGGCAUUGAAAAUGGGUCGUGGAUGGGUAUUCCAGCAUGACAAUGACCCAAAACACACGGCCAAGGCAACAAAGGAAUGGCUCAAGAAGAAGCACGUUAAGGUCCUGGAGUGGCCUAGCCAGUCUCCAGACCUUAAUCCCAUAGAAAAUCUGUGGAGGGAGCUUAAGGUUCGAGUUGCCAAACGUCAGCCUCGAAACCUUAAUGACUUGGAGAAGAUCUGCAAAAAGGAGUGGGACAAAAUCCCUCCUGAGAUGUGUGCAAACAUGGUGGCCAACUACAAGAAUUGUCUGACCUCUGUGAUUGCCAACAAGGGUUUUGCCACCAAGUACUAAGUCAUGUUUUGCAGAGGGGUCAAAUACUUAUUUCCCUCAUUAAAAUGCAAAUCAAUUUAUAACAUUUUUGACAUGCGUUUUUCUGGAUUUUUUUGUUUGUUAUUCUGUCUCUCACUGUUCAAAUAAACCUACCAUUAAAAUUAUAGACUGAUCAUGUCUUUGUCAGUGGGCAAACGUACAAAAUCAGCAGGGGAUCAAAUACUUUUUUCCCUCACUGUAUAACCCCAGCCUGAUGUCUGUCUCUACCUGUAUCUAACCUGUAUCUAUAACCCGACCUAAUGUCUCUACCUGUAUCUAUCCUGUAUCUAUAACCCCAACCUAAUGUCUCUACCUGUAUCUAACCUGUAUCUAUAACCCCAACCUAAUGUCUCUACCUGUAUCUAACCUGUAUCUAUAACCCCAACCUAAUGUCUCUACCUGUAUCUAACCUGUAUCUAUAACCCCAACCUAAUGUCUCUACCUGUAUCUAACCUGUAUCUAUAACCCCAACCUAAUGUCUCUACCUGUAUCUAACCUGUAUCUAUAACCCCAACCUAAUGUCUCUACCUGUAUCUAACCUGUAUCUAUAACCCCAACCUAAUGUCUCUACCUGUAUCUAACCUGUAUCUAUAACCCCAACCUAAUGUCUCUACCUGUAUCUAACCUGUAUCUAUAACCCCAACCUAAUGUCUCUACCUGUAUCUAACCUGUAUCUAUAACCCCAACCUAAUGUCUCUACCUGUAUCUAACCUGUAUCUAUAACCCCAACCUAAUGUCUCUACCUGUAUCUAACCUGUAUCUAUAACCCCAACCUAAUGUCUCUACCUGUAUCUAACCUGUAUCUAUAACCCCAACCUAAUGUCUCUACCUGUAUCUAUAACCCCAACCUAAUGUCUCUACCUGUAUCUAACCUGUAUCUAUAACCCCUACCUAAUGUCUCUACCUGUAUCUAACCUGUAUCUAUAACCCCAACCUAAUGUCUCUACCUGUAUCUAUCCUGUAUCUAUAACCCCUACCUAAUGUCUCUACCUGUAUCUAUAACCCCAACCUAAUGUCUGUCUCUCAUCUGUUAUAGUUUGAAAUGCUGACCGGGACGUUACCGUUUCAGGGGAAAGACCGCAACGAGACCAUGAACAUGAUCCUCAAGUAAGUCAAUCACACAGGUUCUACAUCAUGUUAUGAAACAGAUUAACUAACCUGCCAAUAUUGAUGCACUUGCUAAGUCUAGGGUUCUUAGUUAACCUGCUAAUAUUGAUGCACUUGCUAAGUCUAGGGGUCUUAGUUAACCUGCCAAUAUUGAUGCACUUGCUAAGUCUAGGGGUCUUAGUUAACCUGCCAAUAUUGAUGCACUUGCUAAGUCUAGGGGUCUUAGUUAACCUGCCAAUAUUGAUGCACUUGCUAAGUCUAGGGGUCUUAGUUAACCUGCCAAUAUUGAUACACUUGCUAAGUCUAGGGGUCUUAGUUAACCUGCUAAUAUUGAUGCACUUGUUAAGUCUAGGGGUCUUUUUUUAGUUAACCUGCCAAUAUUGAUGCACUUGCUAAGUCUAGGGGUCUUAGUUAACCUGCCAAUAUUGAUGCACUUGCUAAGUCUAGGGGUCUUAGUUAACCUGCCAAUAUUGAUGCACUUGCUAAGUCUAGGGGUCUUAGUUAACCUGCUAAUAUUGAUGCACUUGCUAAGUCUAGGGGUCUUAGUUAACUGGUUUGUAACCUGAUUUGAGACGUGCAUCUAUGUGAGAAAUCGCCGUAUGCGCCUGGGUGUUGAAUGCAUGUACCCAGGAGACAGCAACCUUACUAAAUUUGAUUUGUGUUUGAAUUCUUCGUGGGUUUGUGUAAUUUGAGGGAAAUAUGUGUCUCUUUUAUGAUCAUCCAUUUGGCAGGAGGUUAAAAAGUGCAGCUUGGUUUCCACCUCAUUUUGUGGGCAGUGGCCACAUCCUGUCUUCUCUUGAGAGCCAGGUCUGCCUAUGGUGUCCUCUCUCUCAAUAGCAAGGCUAUGCUCACUGAGUCUGUACAUAGUCAAAGCUUUCCUUAAGUUUGGGUCAGUCACAGUGGUCAGGUAUUCUGCCACUGUCUACUCUCUGUUUAGGGCCAAAUAGCGUUCUAGUUUGCUCCGUUUUUUUGUUGUUGAUUCUUUCCAGUGUGUCAAGUAGUUCUCUUUUUGUUUUCUCAUGAUUUGGUUGGGUCUAAUUGUGUUGCUGUCCUGGGGCUCUGUGGGGUCUGUUUGUGUUUGUGAACAGAGCCCCAUGACCAGCUGGCUAAGGGGACUCUUCUCUAGGUUCAUCUCUCUGUAGGUGAUGGCUUUGUUAUGGAAGUUUUGAGAAUCACUUCUUUUUAGGUGGUUGUAGAAUUUAACAGCUCUUUUCUGGAUUUUGAUAAUUUGUGGGUAUCGGCCUAAUUCUGCUCUGCAUGCAUUAUUUGGUGUUUUACGUUGUACACAGAGUAUAUUUUAGCAGAAUUCUGCAUGCAGAGUCUCAAUUUGGUGUUUGUCCCAUUUUGUGAAUUCUUGGUUGGUGAGCGGACCCCAGCCCUCACAACCAUAAAGGGCAAUGGGUUCUAUAAUUGAUUCAAGUAUUUUUAGCCAGGUCCUAAUUGGGAUGUAGAAUUGUGUUCCUUUUGAUGGCAUAGAAGGCCCUUCUUGCCUUGUCUCUCAGAUCGUUCACAGCUUUGUGGAAGUUACCUGUGGUGCUGAUGUUUAGGCCGAGGGAUGUAUAGUUUUGUGUGUGCUCUAGGGCAACGGUGUCUAUAUGGAAUUUGUAUUUGUGGUCCUGGCAACUGAACGUUUUUGGGAGCACCAUUAUUUUUGUCUUACUGAGAUUUACUGUCAGGGCCCAGGUCUGACAGAAUCUGUGCAGAAUAUCUAUGUGCUGCUGUAGGCCCUCCUUGGUUGGGGACAGAAGCACCAGAUCAUCUGCACCAGAUCAUUCAUUGAGGGUGGGGCUCAAGCUGCAUCCCUGUCUCACGCAAAUUCUGACCAUACACUUAUUGUUUGUGUGCAUUGAUUUUAUAAUAUUGUAGGUUUUCCCCCAAAACCCCUUUCCAUCAUUUUAUACAGCAGGCCAUAAUGCCAAAUUGAGUCAAAAGCUUUUUUGAAAUCAACAAAGCAUGAGAAAACGUUGCUUUUGAUAAUAUUUUUUGGGGGUCAAUUAGGAUGUGCAGGGUGUAUACGUGGUCUGUCGUACAGUAUUUUGGUAAGAAGCCAAUUUUACAUUUGCUCAGGACAUUGGUUUCACUCUCCUCUCUGCUCUCUCUCCCUCUCUCCUUCCCUCCUCAGAGCUAAGUUAGGGAUGCCUCACUUCCUGAGUCUAGAAGCCCAGAGUCUGCUCAGAAUGCUGUUUAAACGCAACCCUGCUAACCGCCUGGGUAAGUUUAUUUGGAUCCCCAUUAGCUUUUGCACAGGCAUCAGCUAUUCUUACUGGGGUCCACACAAAACAUGACAAGUAACAAAACACUGAUAGAACAUUCACACAAAUUAACCACCUGGGUAAGCGAGAGAGAGAGAGUGUGUGUGUGUGUGUGUGUGUGUUCCUGAUGGUUGUCUUGCUGUAGGGGCUGGUGUGUGUGUGUGUGUGUGUGUGUGUCACUGAUGGUGCAUUGUAUCUGUGUAGGGGCUGGGGCUGACGGGGUGGAGGAGAUCAAACGUCACGCCUUCUUCUCAACCAUCGACUGGAACGUGAGUCACACACACAAAAUGCUAACAGUAGACAGUAAGAUGGCGCCGACAGACAUGGCAGCUCUGCUUCUAGCUCCUAAGCAACAGACAUGGCAGCUCUGCUUCUAGCUCCUAAGCAACAGACAUGGCAGCUCUGCUUCUAGCUCCUAAGCAACAGACAUGGCAGCUCUGCUUCUAGCUCCUAAGCAGCAGACAUGGCAGCUCUGCUUCUAGCUCCUAAGCAACAGACAUGGCAGCUCUGCUUCUAGCUCCUGAGCAACAGACACGGCAGCUCUGCUUCUAGCUCCUAAGCAGCAGACAUGGCAGCUCUGCUUCCAGCUCCUAAGCAACAGACAUGGCAGCUCUGCUUCCAGCUCCUAAGCAACAGACAUGGCAGCUCUGCUUCUAGCUCCUAAGCAACAGACAUGGCAGCUCUGCUUCCAGCUCCUAAGCUACAGACAUGGCAGCUCUGCUUCUAGCUCCUAAGCAACAGACAUGGCAGCUCUACUUCUAGCUCCUAAGCAACAGACAUGGCAGCUCUGCUUCCAGCUCCUAAGCUACAGACAUGGCAGCUCUGCUUCUAGAUCCUAAGCAACAGACAUGGCAGCUCUGCUUCUAGCUCCUAAGCAACAGACAUGGCAGCUCUGCUUCUAGCUCCUAAGCAACAGACAUGGCAGCUCUGCUUCUAGCUCCUAAGCAACAGACAUGGCAGCUCUGCUUCUAGCUCCUAAGCAACAGACAUGGCAGCUCUGCUUCUAGCUCCUAAGCAACAGACAUGGCAGCUCUGCUUCUAGCUCCUAAGCAACAGACAUGGCAGCUCUGCUUCUAGCUCCUAAGCAACAGACAUGGCAGCUCUGCUUCUAGCUCCUAAGCAACAGACAUGGCAGCUCUGCUUCUAGCUCCUAAGCAACAGACAUGGCAGCUCUGCUUCUAGCUCCUAAGCAACUUUGCAGUAUUUUAAUUUGUUUUAUUUCUUACAUUAUCAGCCCAGAACGUGUUUUGUGUUAUUACAUACAGCAUUAAAUAACUUUGGGAUAUGAGAGCGGCGGUAACUCACCAGCAUUCCGACCAGAAAUACGACUUUCCCUAAUUGGAACCUAUGUUCGUACCCCCACCAAAGCAAUUGAACUUAUCCCAGAGGCUGCUCCAAGACGCUGCCGGUGGAGAAAAUCUAUUCGGUGUGGACAUCUAGUCCGACUCAGGAGGCGUGCACACCAUCCACCGCUUCCGAGUAUAUUACUCACUAAUGUUCAGCCCUGGACAAUAAAGUAGACAAGCUCAGGGCGAGGAUCUCCUUCCAAAGAGACAUCAGGGACUGUAACAUACUCUGUUUCACGGAAUCAUGGCUCUCUCCGGAUAUACUGUCCCCGUCCAUACAGCCAGCUGGGUUCUCAGUACAUCGCACAGACAGGAAUAAUGAACUCUCCGAGAAGAAGAAAGGCGGUGGUGUAUGUUUUAUUAUGAACUACUCAUGGUGUGAUUGUGAUAACGUACAGGAACUCAAGUCCUUUUGUUCACCUGACCGAGAAUACCUCACAAUCAAAUGCUGACUGUAUUACCUCCCAAGAGAAUUCUCUUCGGUUAUAGUCACAGCCGUGUAUAUUCCCCCUCAAGCCAAUACCACAACGGCCCUCAAAGAACUACGCUGGACUUUGUGCAAACUGGAAACCACAUAUCCUGAGGCCGCAUGUAUUGUAGCUGGGGAUUUUAACAAAGCAAAUUUGAGGAAAACGCUACCGACGUUCUAUCAACACAUAGCCUUCUGGAAUGGCUAGAAGGCCCUCCCCUGCCCUCCCUUCGGCAAAUCAGAUCACGACUCCAUCCUGCUCCUCCCUUCCUAUAGGCAGAAACUCAAACAGGAAGUACCCAUGCUAAUUGUCCAUUUGGAAGACCCAUUUGCGACCAAGCUUUAACUUCCUGACUGAUGUCUUGAGAUGUUGCUUCAAUGUAUCCACAUAAUUUUCCUUCCUCAUGGUGCCAUCUAUUUUGUGAAGUGCACCAGUCCCUCCUGCAGCAAAGCACCCCCACAGCAUGAUGCUGCCACCCCCGUGCUUCACGGUUGGGAUGGUGUUCUUUGGCUUGCAAGCGUCCCUCUUUUUCCUCCAAACAUAACGAUGGUCAUUAUUUACAUUUACGUAAUUUAGCAGACGCUCUUAUCCCGAGCGACUUAUAAAUUGGUACAUUAUGGCCAAACAGUUCUAUUUUUGUUUCAUCAGACCAGAGGACAUUUCUCCAAAAAGUAUGAUCUUUGUCCUCAUGUGCAGUUGCAAACCGUAGUCUGUCUUUUUUAUGGCGUUUUUGGAGCAGUGGCUUCUUCCUUGCUGAGCAGCCUUUCAGGUUAUGUCGAUAUACGACUUGUUUUACUGUGGAUAUAGAUACUUUUGUACCUGUUUCCUCCAGCAUCUUCACAAGGUCCUAUGCUGUUGUUCUGGGAUUGAUUUGCACUUUUCGCAUCAAAGUACGUUCAUCUCUAGGAGACAGAACACGUCUCCUUCCUGAGCGGUAUGAUGGCUGCGUGGUCCCAUGGUGUUUAUACUUGCAUACUAUUCUUUGUACAGAUGAACGUGGUACCUUCAGGCGUUUGGAAAUUGCUCCCAAGGAUGAACCAGACAUGUGGAGGUCUACAAUUUUUUUCCUGAGGUCUUGGCUGAUUUAUUUUGAUUUUCCCAUGAUGUCAAAUUUCCGAUCGAUAAAAGACAGUACUGUGCAGCCGUCUUCAUCGACCUGGCCAAGACUUUCGACUCUGUCAAUCACCUUCUCCUCUAGUACUCUGUUCUUCUCCUGCUCCUGCUCUUUCUCCUGUUGAUGUUGUCUCACCACAGUCCAGAGUGCAGUCUCUCUCUACCUCCAGCUCUCCAGGUCUAGUUAAGGGGGUGUUGUUGUGCUGGACUGUUGUCUGGGUCUGUGCUGACUGGAGUGUAAUCACCUGCUGUUCCAGCUCCACCUGCCUUACUUCCAGCUGGGUUAAUUUAUCCUUCAUUUCAAUGAGGGAGUAGUACUCUGUGCUGGGAAGUUGACUUUCCGCUUGUGUAGGACUCUGUGGGGUUAUUUAAUGAAGAGGUCUGGUCUGAUCCGCUCUGGGUGGGGGUAUCUUUCUCAAGGGAGAGCUGCUCCUGCUGAGCUAUUUCUUUGAUUAGGUGAAAGUCCAGCUGGAACUGUUUGGGGUUGCCCUGUACCAAUACUGUUCCAGAUUUAUAGAGAUUUAUAUUAGCUGACUCAGAGUCCUCGUUGUCUAGUAUCCUGAGUUUCUACCCAUCGCUAACACCCCUCUUCUUAACAGAGGGAUAGUGUGCUAGUAUAGCACUGUGCCAUGCCAGGGGAUGGUCUGUGUGGAAGAUAAGGUUGGUUAUGUUCCCAUUUUUAUAAAAUUCAGCAAAAGUGUCUCCUGAUUUCCCAUAAGGAGCUUCAUUUUGUAAUCUUUUCGUGUCUUAUCAUUCUUUACAUACAGAGGGUACUGUAUUUUAAUUACCUCUGAACAGCGGGAGCGUGCAUCUAAGGACUCUCCAUUUGGGAUAGACUGUGCGACUCUCCUGCCAUUGUUGGGCUCAAGGGCUUUGACACCUCACUUCCCACAUGUCAGUGCUAAUUGAAGUUGUAUCUCUUUGUACUAGCAAGCUUGGUAGCCUUAGCAUUCAGUCCUUAUAAAGUAAAAUAUAUCAUUGUAAUGCAUUUUUCUUGGUUUUUGAAAGUAAAAAAUAGCUUCAGACUAAACAUUACUCACUCAGUUCCAGGUUGGAUGGUGUUUUCAGGUUUCUGUUUGUUUGCCAGAGCAUUUGCUGUAUAGCUUGGGAAUAGUAAUCCUUGGUAGUAGAAAGCCUUCCAGGUAAUUCCAUCCAAAAUCAGGUUGUAGCAUCGUGUAUAUGUCCCUGCCAAAAUAUCCAAGUUUAUCUAAUUCUAAAUCUAUAUUGUUUGUAAAAACAUGCUGAAAAAUAUUUGAUCUCUGUCUCUGUCUCUCUUCUCUUUUGUUUUUAUUAUUUUUUUUUGUUUUUUUUUUGUUUUCUUUUUGUUUUUUGUUUAUUUUUUUUUUUUUUUUAUUUGUUUUUUUUUUUUUUGUGUAUUUUGUUUUUUUGCUAAUUUUUGGUUAUUUAUUUUUUGUUUUUUAACCUAGGGGUUAUAUUUUGUUAUUCUCUUUUUUUUAAAUUUGUUCUUUUUUUUUUAUUAUAUUUUCUUUAUUUUUUUUGGUAUUUUUUUUGAUUUUUUUUAUAUUUUUUUGUUUUUUCCCCCUUAAUUUUUUUGUUUUUUUUGUUUUUUUCUAUUUCUUUUUUCCUAUCUCUUUUUUUCUAAUCUUCCUCUGUCUCUGCCCUUUUCUUCUCUGGUUUCUCUCUUCUUCUUCGUCUUUUUCUCUUCCUCUCAAUUAAAUUCUUUUCAAUUCGUUUUUUGGCAGACCGUAACAAUGUACAAUUCCCAAAGUUUAUUUUGGGGAUAUUUACAAUAAAAAAAAUAAAAAAAAAACGAAAUAAAAAAAUUGUCAAGGGGAAAAAAAACAAAAAUAAAAACAAACAAAAAAAAAAACGGUCAAUAAAACCCAACAUUAAACCCUAAUAACAAUAAUCAUCAGUUGAGGAAAUGUGCGGGUUUUUGGGCGUGGGCCAUGCCCCCUCAAUUAUGGCCGGGAAGCAAGUAGUGCCCUUCCCAAACCCCCACGCUCUCGCGUCCCCCCCCCCAACAGGAGGGGUUUACCCUUUCCCUAAUCAGAGAGGUUUUUUUUAAAACCCGGGAAAAGGGGGUUUUUUUAAAAUUUGGGGAAAAGGGGAAAUGACAUACAAAUUUGUUUUUUUAUUUUUGACUUUUUUUGUCGGGGAAAUGCGGGGCCCCGUCUCAGGUUCUGUUUUUUGGCGGGGGUUUUUUUUGGCAAACCCUUUCCUUUUAAGGGGAAAGGCCAGGUUUUUUUCUUCUCCCCCUUCUCAAUGGAAAGGGGGGGCCCUCACGGGGCCGGGACUUUGUAAAGGGUUUUUUUCAAGGGUUUUUUUGAUCAGCCCCCCAGGGGCAAAUAUUUAGCCAUAGUGAAAAGGCGUUUUAGGGCCAGAUGAACUGUUUUUGUUUACCCUCUCUUUAUUUCUUCUAAUAAAAGGGAUUAGCAAAUUGGGGUUAAAGGGCUGGAAAGGGUGGUUGGGAUGGGGGUUUGGUUUUUUUAAAAAAUCUUUCUUAAAAUUUGGUAAGUUUAUUAUGGGGUUUUUAUUUUAUCUUCUUUUUUUUAUCUUUGUAUCCCCUUUCACUUUUUGGUUUUUUCCCUCUUGGGGGGCCCUGGGGGGAAAAAAGGGGGAAUUUUCCCUUUUAUCCCAGGUUUCCCCCUCCCCUUAUGUAACCCAAUUUUAAACCAAAUUAAAAUUUUUGGGACCCUUCUCGCGGGGGGCUUAAAAUCUUAAAAUUUUUGGAAUGUUUUUCUCGUGUCUUCUUUAUUUUUAGAUUUAAAUGCUGACCCCUUUUAUCUAUUUUAAUCUCUUUUUUCUCUCUCUAUAUUCUCUCUCUUUACUCUCCUUUUUCCUCUUUCCCUUCUUUUUUGCUCUCCCCUCUUUCCUCCUCUCUCUCUUAUAUUUUUUCCUUUCUCUCCCCUCUUCUCUCUUUUCUGGGGGUUCUCUCUCUUCUCUGUCCCCUCUCUCCGUUUUUUUCUCUCUCUUUGCUUUUUUCCCUGGGCUCUUUUCUUUUGGGUUCUAUCUUUCUCUUUGUCUCUCUUUGUCUCGCUCUCCUCUCUCUCUCUCUGUCUCUCUCUGUGUCUCUCGCUCUCUCUCUCUCUCUUUGUCUCUCUCUUUGUCUCUCUCUCUCUCUUUGUCUCUCUUUGUCUCGCUCUCUCUCUCUCUUCUGGUCUCUCUCUCUCUGUGUCUCUCUCGCUCUCUCUCUCUCUCUGUCUCUCUCUUUGUCUCUCUCUCUCUUUGUCUCUACACUUUUCAUUAUGAAAUGGAAUGGAAACUAUAUGAAUAUCUCAUCCCUUCCUUCUCUCCCUCCAUAGAAGCUCUACAGGACAGAGCUCCAGCCUCCAUUCAAACCAGCAGCAGGGAAACCUGACGACACGUUCUGCUUCGACCCAGAGUUUUCACCGCUAAAAACACCCCAAGGUACGUGAGGGUUAUGGUCACAGUGUGUAGAGGUUUAUGGUCACAGUGUAGAUGUAGGGUUAUGGUCACAGGUCGAGGUUUAUGGUCACAGUGUAGAGGUUAUGGUCACAGUGUAGAGGUUAUGGUCACAGUGUAGAGGUUAUGGUCACAGUGUAGAUUCAGGCUCUGAUCAGUCCCUACACCCAAACGAGAGUAUUGCGCUCAUCCACCUCUGGCCUGCUGGCUCCCCUUCCUCUGCGGAAGCAUAGUUCCCGCUCAGCCCAGUCAAAACUGUUCGCUGCUCUGGCACCCCAAUGGUGGAACAAGCUCCCUCACGACGCCAGGACAGCGGAGUCACUCACCACCUUCCGGAGACAUUUGAAACCCCACCUCUUUAAGGAAUACCUGGGAUAGGAUAAAGGAAUCCUUCUACCCCCCCCCCCCCCCCCCAAUUGUAAAGUGGUUAUCCCACUGGCUAUAGGGUGAACGCACCAAUUUGUGAGUCGCUCUGGCUAAGAGCGUCUGCUAAAUGACGUUAAUGUGCCCUUGAGCAAGGCACUUAACCCUAAUUGCUCCUGUAAGUCGCUCUGGAUAAGAGCGUCUGCUAAAUGACUAAAAUGUAAAUGUAAAUGUAGAUUCUCCAGGUCUUUCUUCUAUUGUUAACACACAUCUCUCCUGUGUCUGUGUGUGUCUGUGUGUGUCUGUGUGUGUCUGUGUGUGUCUGUGUGUGUCUGUGUGUGUCUGUGUGUGUCUGUGCGUGUCUGUGUAUGUAUAUAUAGACUCCCCAGGGAUUCCUCCCAGUGCGAACGCCCAUCAGCUGUUUAAAGGGUUCAGCUUCGUGGCUCCAGCCUCUCUGGAUGACAACAAGGGCUCUCCUCUCCUCAGCAUCCUACCGAUAGUACAGGUGCACCCACCCACAGCUCAACAUUGUGCCUUUAGUACGCUUGCACACGCUUGAAUGUUUCAAUUAAUUUGCUCUCUCACAGCCCUUGACUCGUUUGGUGCUGCCACCUGGUGGAUGAAGUGUAGAAGUGUAUCCUGGUAGUGUUUCCUAACUGUGUGCUAUCACUAAACUACCUACUACAUAACAGUACUCCAUUUGACAUGAUAUUGCUACAAUGUAAUUACAGUGUAGGUACAUUAUUCCAUAGUAGGUAACUUGUGAUUUGUGCAUUACAUUGUUACCUCCUCCUCUCUCGCCUCUUUAAAAAAAUGUUUUUAUUUUACCAGACAUUCUUAUUUAUAAUGAUCUCUCUCUCUCUCUGUCUCUGUCUCUCUCUCUCUCUCUCUCUCUCUCUCUCUCUCUCUCUCUCUCUCUCUCUCUCUCUCUCUCUCUCUCUCUGCUCUGUAGAUGCAUGGUGGAUCGGCCCAGUUCUCAGACCUGUAUGAGCUUCAGGAGGAUAUUGGAGUUGGAUCGUAUUCGAUCUGUAAACGCUGUGUACACAGAGUGUCUGCAAUGGACUACGCUGUCAAGGUAACAUCAUACCCAUUAAUAUAGGUAACCCUAACCCGGUCACAUCAUAAGAGGAGCACGCCCCCAUUCUCAUCGACGGGGCUGUAGUGGAGCAGGUUGAAAGCUUCAAGUUCAUUGGUGUCCACAUCACCAACAAACUAUCAUGGUCCAAACACACCAAGACAGUCGUGAAGAGUGCACGACAAAGCCUAUUCCCCCUCAUGAGACACGGCAAGCGGUACCGGAGCGCCAAGUCUAGGUCCAAAAGGCUUCCUAACAGCUUCUACCCCCAAGCCGUAAGAACAACUAAUCAAAUGGCUACCGGGACUAUAAGUCUCUGAAUGUCCUUGAGUGGCCCAGCCAGAGCCCGGACUUGAACCCGAUCGAACAUCUCUGGAGAGACCUGAAAAUAGCUGUGCAGCGACGCUCCCCAUCCAACCUGACAGGCCUUGAGAGGAUCUGCAGAGAAGAAUGGGAGAAACUCCCCAAAUACAGGUGUGCCAAGCUUGUAGUGUCAUACCCAAGAAGACUCAAGGCUGUAAUCGCUGCCAAAGGUGCUUCAACAAAGUACUGAGUAAAGUGUCUGAAUACUUAUGUAAAUGUGAUAUUUCAGUUUUUUUUUUUUUAUACAUUGGCAAAAAUGUCUAAAGUGUGUAGGAAAGGCGUGAGUAGGAAAGGCGUACUGAACACAGUGGUGCAGAUCACCUCAAGAUAAAAACAUAAUAUUCAAUAUCUGUAAAUUAACUAAAUAUUAGCACUUCACAUACUGGUGCAUAAUAACCUUCAAUCUGGAUAACAACACAAAUCAUAAGGCUAGAGAAAUGGGUCAACAAAUAUUACGAAAACAAGCAACACCCAAACAUGGAGAGUAAACAAGGACAACCAAUCUCCAAAAGAAAACGAGACUCCUCGACGGACACAGACGAUUUAAGCUUUUCACCACUGGGAAUGGUAAGAGUGGAAACCGAUCUGUUAAAGUCGAUAAACAACAAACUGGGCUUGAAUCAGUCAGUAAAGAGAUGAAGGAGCCUUGAGAUGAGAGACGAUUAAGAUGCCACAAUGGAGAAGGAAACAAUCAAGCUAAAGGGACAAUAAGACGGAAACGGACGUUAAGGAACUUCAGAAGGAGAACAUCUUCCUGAGAGAAGCCUUACUUAACAAACAGACUAGAUCUAUGAGAGAAAAUCUGCUACUUACUGGUAUCCAAGAGAAAGAAGGAGAAGUUCCUGAGGGUGUAGUGAGGGAGUUCCUCCUUUACAGCGCUUCAGAUCCCACACGAAGCUGUCAACAAAAUCUAACUCGAACGUGUACACCAUUUCGGACAAAGAGGACAGAGAUAUGAGCGCCCAAUCGUUGCCAAAUUAGCUUUCUUUAAGGAUAAAAUAAUGGAUAAAAGCCUGGGUAAAAGAGUAGGGCUAGGGUUAGGGUUAGGGUUGGGGUUGGGGUUAGGGCUAGGGUUAGGGCUAGGGUUAGGGUUGGGGUUAGGGCUAGGGCUAGGGUUAGGGCUAGGGUUAGGGCUAGGGUUAGGGUUAGGGUUAGGGUUAGGGCUAGGGCUAGGGCUAGGGCUAGGGCUAGGGCUAGGGUUAGGGCUAGGGCUAGGGCUAGGGCUAGGGCUAGGGUUAGGGCUGGGGUUGGGGUUGGGGUUGGGGUUGGGGUUAGGGUUGGGGUUGGGGUUGCAGUUGAAAGACUCAUUGGCACGACACAAGACGUAUGUGGCAGGGUCUACAGACAAUCACGGACUACAAAAGGAAAAGCAGCCACGUCGCCGACACUGACGUCUCGCUUCCAGACAAGCUAAACACUUUCUUCGCCCGCUUUGAGGAUGACACAGUGCCACUGAUGAGGCCCACUACCAAGGACUGUGGGCUCUCCUUCUCCAUAGCCGACGUGAGUAAGACAUUUAAGCAUGUUAACCCCCGCAAAGCUGCCGGCCCAGACGGCAUCCAUAGCUGCGUCCUCAGAGCAUGCGCAGACCAGCUGGCUGGUGUGUUUAUGGACAUAUUCAAUCUCUCCCUUUCCCAGUCUGCUGUUCCCACAUGCUUCAAGAUGUCCACCAUUGUUCCUGUACCCAAGAAAGCAAAGGUAACUGAACUAAAUGACUAUCGCCCUGUAGCACUCACCUCUGUCAUCAUGAAGUGCUUUGAGAGACUAGUCAAGGAUCAUAUCACCUCUACCUUACCUGUCACCCUAGACCCACUUUGCUUACCGCCCCAAUAGAUCCACAGACGAUGCAAUCGCCAUCACACUGCACACUGCCCUAUCCCAUCUGGACAAGAGGAAUACCUAUGUAAGAAUGCUGUUCAUUGACUAUAGCUCAGCAUUCAACACCAUAGUACCCUCCAAGCUCAUCAUUAAGCUUGAGGCCCUGGGUCUGAACCCCGCCCUGUGCAACUGGGUCCUGGACUUCCUGACGGGCCGCCCCCAGGUGGUGAAGGUAGGAAACAACAUCUCUACUUUGCUGAUCCUCAACACGGGCCCCACAAGGGUGCGUGCUCAGCCCCCUCCUGUACUCCCUGUUCACCCAUGACUGCGUGGCCAAGCACGCCUCCAACUCAAUCAUCAAGUUUGCAGAUGACACAACAGUAGUAGGCCUGAUUAUCAACAAUGACGAGACCGCCUACAGGGAGGAGGUGAGGGCUCUGGGAGUGUGGUGCCAGGAAAAUAACCUCUCACUCAACAUCAACAAAACAAAGGAGAUGAUCGUGGACUUCAGGAGACAGCAGAGGGAGCAUGCCCCUAUCCACAUCAACGGGACUGCAGUGGAGGUGGAAAGCUUCAAGUUCCUCUGCGUACACAUCACUGACAAACUGAAAUGGUCCACCCACGCAGACAGUGUGGUGAAGAAGGCGCAACAGAACCUCUUCAACCUCAGGAGCCUGAAGAAAUUUGGCAUGUCACCUAAAACCCUCGCAAACUUUUACAGAUGCACAAUUGAGAGCAUCUUGUCAGGCUGUAUCACCGCCUGGUACGGCAACUGCACCGCCCACAACCGCAGGGCUCUCCAGAGGGUGGUGCGGUCUGCCGAACGCAUUACCGGGGGCAAACUACCCGCCCUCCAAGACACAUACAGCACCCGAUGUCACAGGAAGGCCAAAAAGAUCAUCAAGGACAUCAACCACCCGAGCCACUGUCUGUUCACCCCGCUAUCAUCCAGAAGGCGAGGUCAGUACAGGUGCAUCAAAGCUGGGAUCGAGAGAAUGAAAAACAGUUUCUAUCUCAAGGCCAUCAGACUGUUAAAUAGCCAUCACUAGCACAUUAGAGGCUGCUGCUGCCUAUUGAAAUCACUGGCCACUUUAAGAAAUGGAACAUUAGUCACUUUAAUAAUGUUUCCAUAUCUUGCACUACUCAUCUCAUAUGUAUAUACUGCAUUCUAUUCUAUAAUAUUCUACUGUAUCUUAGUCCAUGCCGCUCUGUCAUUGUUCGUCCAUAAAUGUAUAUAUUCUUAAAUUCCAUUCCUUACUAGUUUUGUGUGUAUUGGGUAUAUGUUGUGAAAUUGUUAGAUAUUACUGCACUGUCGGAGCUAGAAGCACAAGCAUUUCGCUACACCCGCUAUAACAUCUGCUAAACACGUGUAUGUGACAAAUAACAUUUGAUUUGAUUUAAAGUUAUCAGCUUAGCUAGGUUAGCGGCUCUUUCAAGCAGACUUUAACCUGUCAGUUAAGCGGGAUUCCGGGACAAGAAAUAGCGGUCCUAGCUGUUAAAAGCUAACCGUGUCGUGGAAUCCAUGCAAAAACACGUUCAGUAUUUAUUUUUAACAAAGAUUGUUUAUGUUUUAGUUAAAAUAACAAACCGAGUGUUUCCAGCAUAGUGUUCAGCUGCGCAUUCUGAUGGCGUAGAUCAUAAGGUCUGAAUGAUAAUGUCAAGUAGAAAUUAUUUACAUUUUGAAUUGAAUAGAUUUGGGAUAUAGUUAUUUUGACCUCCCCACAGUUCAUUGAAGAGGUUCCUGUUGGCUUUUUCAAAUGGGGGGACUAGAUACAUAGUGCUUUCUUUUCUAAAUGGUAAAACAGAUAUGGAAAUACCCUCUCUGAGGCCUAUAUGAAACAUUCAAUCUCAAAUCUAAAAUGCUGGAGUAUAGAGCCAAAUUAAAUGUUUUAGCUUCACUGUCCAAAUCCAUAUGGCGGAGAGUGUAGCUAACACACUGUUAUGGUAACACACUGUACAUCUAUAUAUUAUACUGAUGUUGCUAUCAUAGAAGGACAUAUUACCAUGAAUAGGAUAUCUGUGAUUACUACACUGAGUCUAUGGAGCAGUUCCCAUCUGUACCAGCAGAGGGCAGGAAAACAACUCAUGGCAUCACAGUAGGAGUCUGGCUAGUAGCUCACUACUGGGAUGCUGCUCCAAAAUGCUGAUCACUAAUGGGAUGCUGCUCCAAAAUGCUGAUCACUACUGUGAUGCUGCUCCAAAAUGCUGAUCACUACUGGGAUGCUGCUCCAAAAUGCUGGUCACUACUGGGAUGCUGCUCCAAAAUGCUGAUCACUACUGUGAUGCUGCUCCAUAGUUCAAAAUGCUGAUCACUACUGUGAUGCUGCUCCAAAAUGCUGAUCACUACUGGGAUGCUGCUCCAAAAUGCUGAUCACUACUGGGAUGCUGCUCCAAAAUGCUGGUCACUACUGGGAUGCUGCUCCAAAAUGCUGAUCACUACUGUGAUGCUGCUCCAUAGUUCAACAUGCUGAUCACUACUGUGAUGCUGCUCCAAAAUGCUGAUCACUACUGGGAUGCUGCUCCAAAAUGCUGAUCACUACUGUGAUGCUGCUCCAUAGUUCAAAAUGCUGAUCACUACUGUGAUGCUGCUCCAAAAUGCUGAUCACUACUGGGAUGCUGCUCCAAAAUGCUGAUCACUACUGUGAUGCUGCUCCAAAAUGCUGAUCACUACUGGGAUGCUGCUCCAAAAUGCUGAUCACUACUGGGAUGCUGCUCCAAAAUGCUGGUCACUACUGGGAUGCUGCUCCAAAAUGCUGAUCACUACUGUGAUGCUGCUCCAUAGUUCAAAAUGCUGAUCACUACUGUGAUGCUGCUCCAAAAUGCUGAUCACUACUGGGAUGCUGCUCCAAAAUGCUGAUCACUACUGUGAUGCUGCUCCAUAGUUCAAAAUGCUGAUCACUACUGUGAUGCUGCUCCAUAGUUCAAAAUGCUGAUCACUACUGUGAUGCUGCUCCAAAAUGCUGAUCACUACUGGGAUGCUGCUCCAAAAUGCUGAUCACUACUGUGAUGCUGCUCCAUAGUUCAAAAUCCUGAUCACUACUGGGAUGCUGCUCCAUAGUUCAAAAUGCUGAUCACUACUGGGAUGCUGCUCCAAAAUGCUGAGCACUACUGGGAUGCUGCUCCAUAGUUCAAAAUGCUGAUCACUACUGUGAUGCUGCUCCAUAGUUCAAAAUGCUGAUCACUACUGGGAUGCUGCUCCAAAAUGCUGAUCACUACUGGGAUGCUGCUCCAAAAUGCUGAUCACUACUGGGAUGCUGCUCCAAAAUGCUGAUCACUACUGUGAUGCUGCUCCAUAGUUCAAAAUGCUGAUCACUACUGUGAUGCUGCUCGAUAGUUCAAAAUGCUGAUCACUACUGUGAUGCUGCUCCAUAGUUCAAAAUCCUGAUCACUACUGUGAUGCUGCUCCAUAGUUCAAAAUGCUGAUCACUACUGGGAUGCUGCUCCAAAAUGCUGAUCACUACUGGGAUGCUGCUCCAAAAUGCUGAUCACUACUGGGAUGCUGCUCCAAAAUGCUGAUCACUACUGUGAUGCUGCUCCAUAGUUCAAAAUGCUGAUCACUACUGUGAUGCUGCUCCAUAGUUCAAAAUGCUGAUCACUACUGUGAUGCUGCUCCAAAAUGCUGAUCACUACUGGGAUGCUGCUCCAAAAUGCUGAUCACUACUGUGAUGCUGCUCCAUAGUUCAAAAUGCUGAUCACUACUGUGAUGCUGCUCCAUAGUUCAAAAUGCUGAUCACUACUGUGAUGCUGCUCCAUAGUUCAAAAUGCUGAUCACUACUGUGAUGCUGCUCCAAAAUGCUGAUCACUACUGGGAUGCUGCUCCAAAAUGCUGAUCACUACUGUGAUGCUUACUGGGAUGCUGCUCCAAAAUGCUGUUCACUACUGGGAUGCUGCUCCAAAAUGCUGAUCACUACUGGGAUGCUGCUCCAAAAUGCUGUUCACUACUGUGAUGCUGCUCCAAAAUGCUGGUCACUUUCCCCAAAAAGAUUCCCAGGAAUCUUCCAACCGGGACUUCUGGGAAUUUGGGAACCUUCUGCAACUCUACCCAGUUCAUAUAGAAAGAUUAAAUAAAUAUUUGCAUGGCAUAUAACUAGUUAUGUAACCCAAGUCAACUGAAAGUAACCAAGUAAACCUGUUCUAACCAGAUCCUCAGCUGAAUGUCUGUCUCUCUAGAUAAUAGAUAAGGGGAAGAGGGAUCCAUCGGAGGAGAUUGAGAUUCUGAUGAGAUACGGACAACACCCCAACAUCAUCACACUCAAAGAC
This is a messenger RNA of Coregonus sp. 'balchen', 45861 nucleotides long. Lineage: Eukaryota; Metazoa; Chordata; Actinopteri; Salmoniformes; Salmonidae. The record is from the annotation of a GenBank genome assembly.